UUGCCCUGUUACUCCGUGUUCUUUAUAGAAUCGCAGGGUUCCAGGGAGAGCCAGCAUUCACAUCCUUACUGGGGCAUAGUCUGAGCACCCGCUGGGCACUGCCAACAUGCUUUGGGCAGCCAAUCAGUUUAUCAGGAAGUUCUCCACCGCUUCGGUGAGUACCUACCUGACACACACAGGAAUAAUGCGAUUACCCAGGAUGUCAUUGGCAUGCAUUGUGAAAGGGCCACACUAACCUGCUUUCUAUCUACAGAACUGGGCUCCCUGGGAGCAUUGAACGUGGGAACCACGAUACUGUAUUUUAUAUUCAGCAGUGAAAUGGUUAAAGAUCAGGGCCGGACUGCAACUCCCAUGACCAAUUACUAUGGGAGUUGUAGUCAUCCUACAGUGUAGACACAAUGCCAUGCACUAGUACACCCUCCCCCCCCCCACCCCCAGACAGGGAAUACAUUCACUGCUGUUGACAUUAAAGUGACCCCUAUAAUAAAAGUCAUCAAACACCAUAUACACGGUGCAUCGUUAGCAAUGGCAAUGUAGAAUUCAACAGACCGAGCCAAUCUCAUCUUUUGGUUUUAUACGUAAAUCACAUAUACAAUGUUAUUGCAUGCUCUGCACGUAAAGCAGGCUAUUCUAUGGGCUGGCAGCCUGCCAGGAUCUCAGAGCAGCUUUGCCUUGUAACCAUAGCUACUGCCAAAUUCAUACAAUAGGCUUUCCUCCAAAUUUGGAGUUACAUCAGCAGCAGACAUGGGGUGCACAUGGGAUCCAAUGGGCAUAGCUUUGUCCAUUGGAUCCCAGAGAUUAUUCCCACAAGCACUUUGUUUUGUCUCUGGAGCACAUGUUGGAUAAAAGUGAUUCCUUAAAAAUAAAUGUAGUGCUAUCAUUCAAGACUAUUUAGGCCCAUUUUGGAGAAUUGAAGACUUGCAACAUUGGGCCCCUCUUCUGCCUGCUUCUGUAUGGGAAAUUUAGGUAACCAAUCUGAAUUGGAAAAUUCUUAAUUCAGCUAUUCUUUUGAUUUUAGCUAUUGUAACCUUCUUUCUAAACAAUUCACUUUUGGUAAAUAACCCUGUUAGAAUGUUGGCUAAUAUCAAGGUGUUUUCAGCAAGGGACGUCCAACAUAUUUUGGUUUUGCUUCCUGGAAAAUAAAUGCUUAAAAAUCAUUACAGAAAACCUACAGACAGAAUUACUGACAGCCACUAGAGGCGCUUCUGGGAAACAGUGAAAAUAAAAUUGCACUAUUUCUAUCAGAUUGUUUUAUGGAAAAGCCAGAAGUUGUCAAAAGGCAGAGGAUUGCCUUCAACUUUUGUCCAAUCCAAGUACUCAUCACAAGUGAUAACUGUGGGAUUCAGUCAUCGUCUCACUUAUCAAAGCAAGAUGUGAUAUGUGGAGGCUCCAAUUGUUUAGCAGGAUCCUCCGUAGACCUCAGUGUUGUACUUUCGUGCAUGCGCAAGAGUACAGCACUGGCGAGACUCCUGGCAAGGUGAACCGUCAGGAGCUAAAAAGGAUCUCCCAGAAGAAGAUGCCGGCAGCCGUGUGGAAUAUCUUUAGAUAUUUUCCACCCUGUUGCCACUGGAACCUAAUCAGAGAUGUCUCUUACUGGGGUCCUUGCAAAAAAUAUGCACCCCCCCCACCUAAAGUGUCAGCUCCACUUUAAAAUGCGCAUGUGCGAGCAUGUGACAUAAAAGGUUUGAGAGUUGUUUAGACAUCUCUACCUGAACAAAUUUAUAUAUAUGUGUGUGUGUGUGUAUAUAUAUAUAUAUAUAUAUAUAUAUAUAUAUAUAUAUAUAAUCAUAUGCAUUGGCACGUGCACACAUGUCUAAGAUGCUUCUUUUCAAACUCACAACCUCUUUUGUCAAUGUUCUACUUGUGCCACUACCAUUCGACUAUUCUCUUUAUAAUUCCUUCGGCCAUAUAAUUCCUUUACCUAAUUUUUAAGGUAAAUAAUGCUUUUUUUAUAGAUAAGUAAUUACUAUUUAGAGUGUUAAAAUGAUAAGCUGUUUCUCUACUUUAAAAUUCUAUUGUUCAUGUAACGUAAUCUCUGGGUUGGCUGAUGGUCAGGUUUUCAGAACUGCCACGUUGUGACGAAAGAAUCCUUCUCUCUAGCUAUUGAAAGUACAGUUCACACUAGAGGCACUGGAUUAGUGUGUGUUGAUAUCUUUAAGAGGAUAUUCUAUAAACAUUUAAAAAUUGCUACUUUUUAAAAUGUUUUUAUAUAUUGCAUCAGGAUAGAUUAGUAGAAUUAAAAUGAGACACAAUAUAUAAGAAACAUGCUUACCCAUCAUACUAUUUCAUACCUGACAAUUGUCCCUAUUUACAAGGGACAGUCCCUAAUUUUGUCUCAAAUCGCUCUGUCUCAAUUUUCUGUCAGUAGGUCCAUCUUAUCGAAGAGCUCCAUAUUGUUGGUGUGUCUGAUUGCAUAACAGAGCUCCACAGCAGUAAUACUCACAGUUAUGUGUCUUUAAACUGCAAUAAAUGUGUUUAGAAAUUAGUCUGUGCAAGUAAUAUACAUUGUUCAUGUUCUAAAUUACAUUUUAGUUGCACAAAUUAUUAAUAAUCAAUCACUAUCACAAAUCAAAUUUCUCAGAACAGCCCUGCCCCUGGCAACACCCCUAAAAUGAAAGUGUCCCUCUUUAUCCAUCUGAAACAUUGGGAGGUCUACUAUUUUGUUUCUUUCUAUAAGUGAUAGAACCGUUGGACGUUCAAGUUUUUUUUUUUUUAAACCUUAGUAAUGCCAACUGGUGUCAUAUUUACUUUGCAGAAAGCAGUAACAAUUUGUUGUCGGUAUGGAAUGAUUUGCAAGAGUGAUCUGAUGUGCUAUCAAAUGCGUAUCAAAUGUGUAAAUAAGCGGAAAAUAACUUUCUACACAGAAUGUGCAGCCUGUUAGAUGCUAAUUAUCAACCAAAGUUAAAACUUCUUACUCGGGGGUUUUGAUAUAACGUAUCAUGCUGGGUGUCGAUGGCAUUUUGAUGCAACAGACAUUUUGUUGUGUUGUCGUAUAAUAGUCUUUGGAGAAUACUUUCUUAUUAUUUUCAGUAGCAUAUGAAGCAGAUACAGCAGUUGGCGUAUCUUUUACACGUUGCAUGACUCGUGAUCAUAGAAAGCUCAUUGGAUCUUACAUGUCACUCCCAGCAGUACUUUGCUUAUCUAUUUACAUAAAUUCCAAAGGCAGCCUUCCAAAUCUGAGUGUUUAGUAACUCGCACUGUGUCAUUGUCCUCAUGGAAUUGGAAUAAAACAAUCAUCUUUAAACAAGCAGUUUUAUUUUCUUUUAAAACUUAGCUUAACCCCUUAAGGACCAAACUUCUGGAAUAAAAGGGAAUCAUGACAUGUCACACAUGAGGACGUCCAGCGACGCUCUAGCACAGGUUUCCUGUGCUAGGGACACGGAAGUGCCCUCUAGUGGCUGUCUAGUAGACAGCCACUAGAGGUGGAGUUAACCCUGCAAGGUAAUUAUUGCAGUUUAUUAAAAACUGCAAAAAUUACACUUGCAGAGUUAAGAGUAGUGGGAGUUGGCACCAAGACCACUCCAAUGGGCAGAAGUGGUCUGGGUGCCUGGAGUGUCCCUUUAAUGAAGCAGUUUUGGUGUAUAGAUCAUGCCCCUGCAGUCUAACUGCUCAAUUCUCUGCCAUUUAGGAGUUAAAUUAUGUUGUUUAUGCAGCCCUAGUUACAUCUCCCUGCAUUUGACUUGUACAGCCUUCCUAAACACUUAUUGUAAAGAGAUCUAAAGGGACACUAUAGGCACCAAAACAACUUUAGCCUAAUGGAGUGGUUUAGGUGUAUAGAUAAUGCCCCUGCAGUCUCACUGCUUAAAUAUCUGCCAUUUAGUAGUUUAAUCACUUUGGUUUCUGAUCAUGCAACCGUAGCCACACCUCCCCUGGCUGUGACACACAGCCUGCAUUAAUCAAAUGUUAACUUGAUGUAGGAGUUUUUAAUCUCUUGCUCUGUAAACUGAACUUUAAUCACUCAUAGGAGGCUAUUGCAAGGUCUAGAAGGCUGAUAAAGAGAGCAGUGGAAACAAAAAUAUAAAUUAAACAGAAUGUGCAAUAAAGAAAGUUUAAACAUUAAAGGAACACUAUAGUGCCAGGAAAACAAACUCGUUUUCCUGGCACUAUAAUGCCCUGAGGGUGCCCCCACCCUCGGGGUCCUACUCCCACCGGGCUGAAGGGGGAGGAAGGGGGUUAAUCACUCACCUUUCUCCAGCGCCGGGCUCCCUCUGCACUGGGGACUCUCCUCCUUCGGUCGUCAGAGCCGCGCGCGCAUUCAACCAGUCCAUAGGAAAGCAUUCUCAAUGCUUUCCUAUAGACGCUGGCGUCUUCUCACUGUGAAAAUCACAGUGAGAAGCGCGGAAGCGCCUCUAGCGGCUGUCAAUGAGACAGCCACUAGAGGCUGGAUUAACCCAUAUGUAAACAUAGCAGGAUCACUACAGGCACCCAGACCACUUCAGCUCAAUGAAGUGGUCUGGGUGCCAGGUCCCUCUAGUUUUAACCCUGAAGCUGAAAACAUAGCAGUUUCAUAGUAACUGCUAUGUUUCACUGAGGAUUAAUCUAGCCUCUAAUGGCUGUCUCACUGACAGCCGCUAGAGGCGCUUCUGCGAUUCUCACUGUGAAAAUAACAGCGAGAAUACGCUGGACGUCCAUAGGAAAGCAUUGAGUAAUGCAUUUUAACCCCUUCAACCCAGCGGGAGGGGGGCCCCGAGGGUGGGGAGGACCUAAUGACUCUUUAGUUCCAGGAAAACUAGUUUGUUUUCCUGGCACUAUAGUGCUCCUUUAAGGAGCAUAGUGACACAUAAGAAAGGUUAUAGGUGAUUUUGAUUGUUUUGAGAGACAUGACGGUUUCUCCUUAACUACUUAUAUUGUAUUGGACAACAUAUUUCCACAUUACACAACACCAUAAAACAUGGAUUAAUGUAUUUUUACUGGGAUACUUAAUAGUUAUUCAUUUUAUAAUCCUUUACGUUAAACUCUGGAAAUUAUUACCAAAUAAGUCCAAACUUUCUCCGUUAACUAAUUAACUGGUGCUGUAACGUUUGUUAGCACUGUAUAAAUACAUUGUGUGGCAAUAUAUUAUUAAUGCUAUCGCUUUGUCUUUCAGAUCUACUAUCAAAAUAAGUUAAGGCUAGCCCUUAUAGGUCAGAGCCUUUUCGGUCAGGAGGUCUAUAAUAAUUUGCGCAAAGAAGGACAUAAAGUUGUUGGAGUAUUCACUAUUCCAGACAAGGAUGGGAAGGCAGAUCCCUUGGGUAAGUAAUCGAUUCAUAGAUACAUGUUUACAGCAGAACUGCAAUGAUCCAUUUAUGGAAUGUGUUAUUAUUAACUUGCAAUACCAUAACCGGACACUGUAGGCACUAUAACCAUUUAAUUUCAUUGAAUCGGUUAUAAUGCCUGGAGUCUCCUGGUGCUGUCAUUCCAUUCAUUGUUGAAACUAUUAUGAGCACCUUAAGGACAGGGAGCCAGAAUGAUCUAACAUGGAGCACAUACUUUGACUUUAAACCAUUUGUGAAUGGUUUAAACCUUAAAGGUAAGGAAUUCCCAUAAACCUGCUGGCACCAUAACAACUUAAUUUCUAUGAAGUUGUUUGGUGCCCAGAUUGUGAGAAAUAAACCUUUAAAUGUUACGGGGAUCCCCUAUUAAAGGUAAACUGUCAAUUCCUAGGAGGAUUAAUAUUAUGUUUACUUAUUUACUAUUCCUACCCUUCAGACGUUCUCCCCGGAUACUGAACAAGAGGUGGUUGCGCUUCUCCUCUCCUCUCGCCCCACCACUUGCCCGCUAGAUCCUAUCCCAUCUCACCUUAUCAGAUCUCUCUCCCCUUGUCUUGUGCCUUCCUUGACACACAUCUUCAACUGCUCUCUCUCUUCUGACAUUGUUCCUGCUGACCUUAAACAUGUAGUACCUAUCCUGAAAACAACUGAAAAAAACCAUCUCUUGACCCGUCCUCUCCCUUUAACUAUCGUCCCAUAUCCCUGCUCCCUUUCUCCUCAAAGCUUCUGGAAAGACUUGUCUUUAACCGUGUGUCUCGAUUCCUCAAUUCCAAUUCUCUCUUUGACCCUCUUUAAUUUGGCUUCCGUCCUCUCCACUAUACUGAGACUGCUCUUAUCAAAGUUACUAACGACCUAAUCGCAGCUAAAUCCAAAGGACACUACUCUAUACUAAUUCUUAUUGACCUCUCUGCUGCCUUUGACACUGUUGAUCAUGCUCUCCUUCUUCAAUCACUCGGUCUCUGUGACUCUGACCUCUUGUGGUUUUCCUCUUAUCUCUCCCAACACUCAUUCAGCAUCUCCUUUUCUUAUGAUAUAUCCUCCCCUCGUCCUGUCUCGGUUGGAGUCCCCCAAGGCUCUGUCCUUAGUCCCCUUCUAUUUUCUUUUUAUACUGCCUCUCUUAGCAAACUUAUUACCUCUUUUGGAUUCCAUUACCACCUGGAUGCUGCUGACACCCAGAUAUAUCUCUCUUCCCCGGGCCUCCUCUUCAACUUAUCGUUCCUGUAAGUUUUCUUGUAAUUGUCCUAUUUAUAGUUAAAUCCCCCCUCUCUUAAUAUUGUAAAGCGCUACAGAAUCUUUCGGCGAUAUAGAAAUGGCAAUAUUAAUAAUAAUAAUAAUAAUUAACAAAUAUGUAUUUGUGAGGUGUGAGAAAUAUUUAUAGUUAUAUCCUAACUCCAGUAAAUUCCAGAAAGUGACAAUGCCCCUUUAAAUGACACAGUAUGCAUUAGAUAAAUGGGCGUUCAUGCUAAUGAUCUCUUCAUAUAAAUACAUGAAACUAUACUAAAUGAAUCAGGUAUAGGGGAGCAGAUUUCUUUAGCUCUUUGUUGGGGUCUGUAUAUUGCAUCUGAUCUGUAGAGCCAUUACAGGCAGACAGCAAAUGCAAGUUAGCUCAGAUUGCAUGUUGGUGUAUGUUUCAUUGAAUAUAAAAUGAACUGUCACUAAGCAGAGAUCAUGUGAUAUAUAGGCAUCUGUGACAGGGCUCAGCACUCAGCUUGAGUUUCUCCAUCAAGGGUCCUUCUGUUUCAGCACUAGAUACCUGAAGUGAUUAUAGUUGUUAUACCCAAACUCUAGCCGAGACUUAGUGAAGGGUGAAUAAGAACUGGUUUAUUGAGAACAAGGCACACUUUUAUACACACGGCCCACAACCCCAGCAGAGGAUCCAUGGCUGGAAAAAUGCAAAUCCCACCCUUGCGCCUCUGAGAAAACCAGAUCAAUAACCGCUAAAUUAAUUAUCUUUAGACAUCAAGGCACCAUUCCAUUUUACCCCAAACUAUAUUAAAUAACACAAAUAACCCCCACAUAUCUUAUAUCUCCGGAAAGCUCUCCCUCUCUGCCUAAUUCGGAAAAAAGAACACUUUUGUGAAUUCACAGUGUUCAAUCGCCACGGUUAAAAUGUUAGCCAGAGUGACCAUUGGGAGACUUGCAGCUUUACCUGCGAGGUUCAGUCACUGGGUGGGUUGGAGUGAGGGUGCUCUUCGGGGCUGUGCCUGGUGAAGAACAGGGAGGAAACCAGGGAGUGUGACUUAGCUCUGAAAUGAGAAAGCUGUCUCUGCAUAGUAGUGAAACUGUUGCAUGAUCAUCCAUUGUAUCAGAGAUACCUAGUAGAUCUGCAAAAUAGCAUGUGUAUACAAAAAAAGAUGAAAUAAAAAAUAUAGAUAACAAUUAGGGGGAAAAAAAUCAAUCUUUAAAAUACAACAUUUAAGAAGUACACAUUUCUUAAGUGACUAACUUCCUCUGUAAUCCAGUCAUUGCAUAUCUAAAUACACAUUCAAUGCUCUAUUUAGGAGUCUACCCCUUAAAUUUAUUUACAAGAAUGGAAAGCAUGGUAUGUCUGGGUCGCCAUAAUCUAUAAGAAGAAAAUAAUUUGGAUUGAGCAUCUCUUUUUAUUACUGUUGCUUGGAGUAUCCCUUUAAGCCACAACUAUCUCUUACAUCAAGAUUUACAUUUUAUUAAUUGUGAGUGAGCACUUUUUAAAAUGUUGUGGAAUGGGACCCAAAUUAUGUACAUGACGUUACUUUGGUGACCCAUUCUUUGAAUGGGACCCAAAUUAUAUACAUGCCAUUACAUUGGUGACCUAUUCUUCAGUUGUAAAAUUUGCUCAGUUACUCACUCAAUUGUAAUCUAAUGUUGUAGGAACAAAUUCCUACUAGGGAGUACUCCUGGUGAACCUGUUGGCCAACAUACCCCUGGGUCUGAGCAAGACAGGUCGUGGUGAACUCUGACAGACAGUUAGCUGGUGAAGGACAAUUUCCUUUAUCAUUUGAAGGGUCUUUGGGACGUCCAUUUAUUUAUUUUUGUGGAUUUUACAAGCCUCCACUCAUCGGCUCAAAGAAAAAUAAAAAAAAUCCACGCCAUGAUCAGCCCUUGUUAUUUGUCUGGUCUAAGGGACCCCUACAGCUAUUAUAUAUCCUUAUUAUAUAUAUAGCCUGAGGAAAGAAGAGGGACCUGAUCAAAGGUGACUACUGUCAUUAAGGGAUAUAGGACUUCUAUUAUUUAUUUAAUUGUUUAUUUAAUAGACUUGCACAUGCGUUUUUUAAUUAUAAAGGUGAUUUUUCAUCCAGCCUCACUUUGCUAUGUAAGCCAUUUUGCUUGCUUAAUGUCUGUUCAUUUUUUUUUUUUUUACUUUUACAGUUAUCAUGCUCUCAUGUAUUUAAAUUCCUCCUUUGUACUGGUGUACCAGUUCCUGAUUCUACAACUAAUCAAAAUAGAGUGAAUAAACAAGAAUUGCAAGUAUACAGUACAGUGUAUUUAGUCAACUUUAUUGGUGUGUGAAACUACUCAUAGAGCAUUUGUUAAUCUGUAAGCUGAAAUGAGUGCCCAUCACUUGUACUGCGAUCCACUAAACUUGGAAUUUAACCUAUGCAUUGUACAUUUUAGGCUGAAUCGCAGAAAUUAUUGUUAUUUUUCCAAUUCUGCUAUUUCAGUCUAAAAUGUGAAAUUUCAAGUCCAUUUCUGGAUUAUAGAAUAACCCUAAGAGUGCAUAUUUGCUAAUUUGUUAUUCUAUUUCAUGAAUGCUACAUAACUAUCCAAUAUUUUUUUCUCUUUCCCGUUCUAUUUUAGCGGUGGCUGCAGAGAAAGAUGGAACACCAGUAUUUAAAUUUCCCCGGUGGAGAGUAAAAGGAAAAUCUAUCAAGGAAGUAGUAGAUGCGUAUAAGUCUGUAGGAGCUGAGCUGAACGUUCUCCCUUUCUGCUCACAGUUUAUUCCCAUGGAUGUCAUUGACAACCCUAAACAUGGCUCCAUAAUCUACCAUCCUUCUAUCCUCCCUAGACACAGAGGAGCAUCUGCUAUCAAUUGGUGAGCUUUGUCUUUUAAUUUUGAAGUUUGUUUCAAGGCCAGUGAGCACAUUCUGGCUCCUCAUAAAGGGACACUAUAGUCACCAGAACAACUGCAACUUAUUGUAUUUGUUCUGGUGAGUAGAAUCAGUAAUUUCAGGCUUUAUUGGCAGUUAACACAGCCUUUUCAGAGAAAAUGCAGUGUUUACAUUACAGCCUAGAGAUAACUCCACUGGCUACUCCUCACAUGGCUACUAGAGGUGCUUAAUGGGGCAGUGCUGCACACUCGUCUCUACCCUCAUGGAGACACUGAACGUUCCUCAUAGAGAUACAUUGAUUCAAUUCAUCUCUAUGUGGAGAUGCUGACAGCCCAGAGCUGUGUUUGACUUGUGUUUUCGCACUAUAGGGUUAGGAAUACUUUUUGUGUUUCUAACCCUAUAGUGUUCCUUUAACUCUUGACUAGGGGAUAGCCCUUCUUGUCACUGCAGUUAUGUCACAUCUGUAUGCCCAGACCCCAGAAAAAGGACAUAAUAAUUUAGGAAACAAUUAGAAAAUUCCCCAGCAAUCCAUAGUGAGUACUGAAAAUAUUUUAAUGGAAACUCUUUAAAGAGGACACAUCAACUCUCAAAAAAAAAAAAAAAAGUGCUGUGUUUAUGACAAUUUCCGAAAAUCUACCUCUUAAUCUCAUGAUCUUGCUACAUGUCAAAAUGUCAAUUUUGACAAGUACAUAAACAGGUUUGCAGAGAAUUGAUACAACAUAUUUGUGUGCUAAGAACAUCUGGGAUUGUUGUAAAGAAUGUUUGGGAAAUAAACUACAACAUUCUACUGAGCCCAUUAUGUUCUAUGUUGUAGCUCCCUCUCUUUCUAUGUAUGUUUGUUUAUAUUUAUAUAUGUGACCUAUAAAUGAUGGGAAAUUAACUUAUUUGCGGAGUUGUGGAGAAGCCAUAAUACACCCACAGUCAAGUAGUUUAGAAAUAUCUCCAGAACCCAAGGAAGAGAUUACUUUCCCAAAAAAACAUGUCUUGUGUAUUUUUGUAUUUAAUGAUAUAUUUAGGUUAGGGUUACUGUUAAUGUAAGCAUUUUUAUAGUGUAGGGGUCACUUGUUAGUGUUACGGUAGUGUAGGAGUUAAAAUGCUUAGUAUAGUGAAAUUUAAGGUUUAAUUUCUAAGUUCCCAGUGCUGCUUACUGCCGUUAAUGGGAGUUACAGUCCUAUUUUAGCAGACACCAUUAAAUGGCAACAGCUGCCACUCUAGAGUGUAACUCCCACUAAUCUUGUGCGGACUGGGACAUGAGUCCCCCAGACUGCAUGGAGGUGAUCUGUGCAUUAUUCCUUGUUCAUUACAGGAAAUAAUUUCACGGAUGAAUUCACCACCCAUGAUGGACGCAUCCUGAAAUAAGGGUGCAGAUGAGUAGGAUAAUUAUGCAAAUCUGUUAUAACUAGCCUAACAUCUGAAAAAUCACAUUUGUCCAGCUGCACAGAUUAGUCAAUAUGUGUAUUUUUGUAUUUAAUGAUAUAUUUAGGUUAGGGUUACUGUUAAUGUAAGCAUUUUUAUAGUGUAGGGGUCACUUGUUAGUGUUACGGUAGUGUAGGAGUUAAAAUGCUUAGUAUAGUGAAAUUUAAGGUUUAAUUUCUAAGUUCCCAGUGCUGCUUACUGCCGUUAAUGGGAGUUACAGUCCUAUUUUAGCAGACACCAUUAAAUGGCAACAGCUGCCACUCUAGAGUGUAACUCCCACUAAUCUUGUGCGGACUGGGACAUGAGUCCCCCAGACUGCAUGGAGGUGAUCUGUGCAUUAUUCCUUGUUCAUUACAGGAAAUAAUUUCACGGAUGAAUUCACCACCCAUGAUGGACGCAUCCUGAAAUAAGGGUGCAGAUGAGUAGGAUAAUUAUGCAAAUCUGUUAUAACUAGCCUAACAUCUGAAAAAUCACAUUUGUCCAGCUGCACAGAUUAGUCAAUAUCUUUCACAAAGAUUAUUAAAUAAAAAUAUAAUUACAGUUAUGUUAUGCUGCUACACUCUCUGUAAAUUAUUGCCAAAUAAAAAAAAUAUGUAAACGUGAUUUUAAUUUCCUUAAUUUUAUUCUUGUGGUCUGAAAUUAGUUUUUUUGCCCUUAUUUGUUGAGCCAGCUUAACAUGUAAUUAAAGGUAAUAUACAUUUUACACAAUAAGCAAUUAAGCAGAAUUAUGGCAUUCAUUUGUGGCAAAGAAAUUGACAGUGAAGAAAUGCAACUGCUACAGAUAAAAUUGUACAUUUAAUCUUAUCUACCGUAAAUAUAUUAUCAAUUAUAUGCUUCUGUGUCAAGUGAUUUUUAAAAUUGCAAGGGCGGUUAAAACCAUUAAACUACUAAACAGAUUUAAUAUAUAUAUACACACACACACAAAGUAAAUGAUGUUUUUGAAUGGCUGCAUGACUUUAAAUUGAAAACCUGUGAUGACAUGCCAUUUUAAAGCACCAUUUUGCCAAUCAUUGACUUUUGUUGUGGGGGAAGCGUCAGUGUAUCAAUAAAGUACCCCACUUAAUCCAUUAGCAUGAGAUAAUUAUCUCUUUAUCCAUACUUGACAACUGUUCCAAAUUUCACAUGACAGUCUUGUAGCCUGUUGUCCAAUUAUUUGUGGACUCCACUAGGUGCCUCCUGACUGUAUAGGCCUUAAAAAUCUAUCUGCCUCAAACCUGGCACAAUCUGGACUGCAGGUGACUGUGCCCAAGGAGAAAAAAUUAUAUUUAAUAAUAUCAAUUAUUCAUCCUUCCUGUAUCCACUAUCACAUUCUGUCCUGUGCUUGUCAUAUUGUAUAAUGUCCUUAGUAAAGAUGUAAAUAUGUCUCACAAUAGGGAGCAGAGCUUUAUUCAAAGUGUAGUAAAGUUAAUUCGGGGACAUUGUAUAUGUAUAGGCUGUGGAUAGUGUUUGUCCUGGCUGUAUAUAGUGUGCAUGUAUAUAAUCUGUUCUAUGUAUAGCGUGUGUGCCAUGAGUGUAAUGUGUGUAUCAGCUGUGUAGCGUGCCAGCUUAGCGCAGGGGUAGGCAGCCUCCUUUUGGCACUACAGACUUUGUGGACUGCAUCUCCCCUGAGGCUCUGCCAGUAUCAUGGCUGUAAGAGGAUUCUGGGAUAUGCAGUCCACAACACCUGGGUGCCAAAGGUCGUGUACCCCUGGUUUCGGACCCCAUGUAAAAGAGGUGUUUAAAGAUAACUGUGUAUAGUGCAUCAGCUAUACGUGUACUAAGAGCCAUGGAAUUUUCCAGUUCAUAGAUAAUUUUCUUAUACCUGUUUUAUUAGCUGUGUGAAUUUGACUAUUGUACAAAAUGUGUUUUAUUUAGAAGUAAUUUACCUUAAAGAUUUUGUUUUGGUAUAUCUAUAAUUUUACCAAGCUUACCCUGAGCUACACAGCAGAUAUUAGAAAUCAGCACUGGAAAUUAUGAAAUAAAUGCUCCACUGGAUGUUAAAAAUUGUGUUUCUCUCUUUGAGCAGUAGCCGCUCAGAGCUAGGAACACAGCAAUUGACACUCGCCAACACAGCAGAUAGCAUGCACACAUACUGCAGCUCUGACACUCCUAUAGAAUCAGACGACAGAGUUGCAAUUUCUUAAGCAAUAACAGCUAAGCUCAGAUAAUAACGGAUUUGGAAAAAAUUUACAGUGUGAAUAUCUUGCCUUAAAAUUGACAAUUUCAGUGAAUAACUGUUAGGAACUGUGAUUGUUAUGAGCUACAGUUUGCAAUUUAGUUGUCCAGUUAUGACAUAAAUAUUCCAAUAUAACAAUGCUGAAAUAAUUGAAUUUAUUCACUGAGGUUAAUGUAAAUGUAGGCAUUGCAGAAUGCUGCUUGGAAAUCCCCUAGAAUGCUUUGCAUAUCUCUCAAUAUUCGUAAAUACCAGCGUGAGGGCAUAACCUCAGGUAGUGUGUGUGUGUGUGUGUAUAUGUCGACAUGAACACUAUUAUUUAAAUGCUUCUUGCCAGUCAGUGUUGCAGCUGUCCCCAGUAUUAAUAGAUACAUGGGUGCAUAUAAGGCUACCUUGUGGGUGUCAGAGAUAAAAUGCCAAGCACCUUAACAAAUAUUUACACUGUGAUAAUAAGAAGCUAAAAUGAACAUUGUAACAAUUAUGACUGGUUUCAUAAAAAGAGUUCUAAAUGCAUCUUCCCCCUCCUCCGCACCCCCCCCCUCCCCCCCCAAUGUAUGUAUUCUGGUCCAACAUUCACUAAAAGUCACCGAUAAUGAAUCCAGAUGAUCUGUAGCUGCAACUGCUCUGAGCUCACUGUUGCUGACAGGCUCAAUAUUGCUGGACAUGCCUCCUAUGGAAAUUGUAAGCAGCAGUCCUGCCUCUCCUGGCCCCUGUCCAUGGUACUGAUACUUUGUGUUUGGUAGUUAAAUAAACACGUAAUACGUAUAUAUUAGUUUAGUGGAUAUACAGGUAUAUAUAUUAGUUUCAUACGUGUACCUGAAACUUUUAGUUUAAGCAGGGCAAUAUUACAUUGAUAUUACUUUAACAAUUAUUUUCUCUUACCUGACUUUCGUUGGUGCAAUUAAACAGUAAAUGAUAAUCCUUAGUGAUAUUGGAAGCACAGUGACAUUUUUCCAGGGACACAACAAAUGUAUCAAUCUUUUUGCCACUUUUUCUGACACAAAAGUGUUAUGUUUUCUUUCGUUUUUUCACACCACUGUAAAUUUGGGUGUCUUUGGAAUUGGACAUUUCUGCAAAAUCAGUAUUAAUUUAUAAAUACAAUAAGAAUGGAUGGUAAGGUAUGUCUUUUUGCUGAUGAUACUAAGAUAUGUAACAGGGUUGAUGUUCCAAGAGGGAUAAGCCAAAUGAUUUAGGUAAACUAGAAAAAUGGUCAGAAUUGUGGCAACUGACAUUUAAUGUGGAUAAGUGCAAGAUAAUGCAUCUUGGACGUAAAAACCCAAGGGCAGAGUACAGAAUAUUUGAUAGAGUUCUAACCUCAACAUAUGAGGAAAGGGAUUUAGGGGUGAUUAUUUCUGAUGACUUAAAGGUAGGCAGACAAUGUAAUAGAGCAGCAGGAAAUGCUAGCAGAAUGCUUGGUUGUAUAGGGAGAGGUAUUAGCAGUAGAAAGAGGGAAGUGCUCAUGCCAUUGUACAGAACACUGGUGAGACCUCACUUGGAGUAUUGUACACAGUACUGGAGACCGUAUCUUCAGAAGGAUAUUGAUACCUUAGAGAGGGUUCAGAGAAGGGCUACUAAACUGGUUCAUGGAUUGCAGGAUAAAACUUACCAGGAAAGGUUAAAGGAUCUUAACAUGUAUAGCUUGGAGGAAAGACGAGGCAGGGGGGAUAUGAUAGAGCAAUUUAAAUACGUAAAGGGAAUCAACACAGUAAAGGAGGAGACUAUAUUUAAAAAAAGAAAAACUAAAAUGAAAAUUAAAAAUUUUAAUUGUGCUCCCAAGCUCAAUUUAGAUAAAUGCAAUAACAAUAGAUUGGGAUCCCAAAGUUAGAACAUCUGCUAAGAAAUUCAAGGAAUUCCUGAGUAAAAAUCCAUUUUAUGACUGUUGGAGGACUGUUAAUCCAGGGUUGAGGGACUAUACAUAUUUUUGUAGGGUGGCUGAGCGGAGCAGUGCAUACUGCGAUACAGGAACUUAUGUUUCCUGUACCCGGCUGGACUGAAAGGAAGUGCUCACUGAAAGAGCACUUCCGGUCAGUCCGGCCGGGUACAGGAGACUGAAUCUCUUGUACCGCGGUGCGCACUGCUCCGCUCAGCAACGCUACCAGGAGACACACAGAGGAGCGGGGACCAAGGAGGGGAGAUACACACCGGGGACCAAGGGGGAGAGGGGGGCACUAUGAGGGGGAUUGGAAAGGAACACUAUGUAAGGGGGGAGGUAAGGAACACUAUGGGACAGGGGAGAAAGGAACAUUAAGGGAGGACACUAAGGUACAGGGGAGGGAAUGGAAAAGGAACACUGGUGUGGGGGGGGGGACCACUAAAAGAGAAGGGAGAGGAACAUUAAGGGGAAUGGGGGUGGGGCACAAAGAGACAGGUACAGGGUGGGGGGGGAGUUCCUACUGCACAUAUUUACACACACUGCAUCCACUACCCACUCUGCAUCCACUACACAAACACACACACACACUGCAUCCACCACCCACACUACAUCCACUACACAAACACAUUGCAUCCACUAUCCACACUGCAUCCACUACACACACACACUGCAUCCACCACCAACACUGCAUCCACUACACCAAGCAUGUCAAACUCAAAGUCUAGCACGGGCCAAAUAGAGCAGGAUUAAGUUUGUGAGCCGCAAAAAAAACCCCAAAUUUAAAUUUUCAUAGAAAAGGUUUAUUUUGAACAGUACAGAAUAAAAAAAACAGCAUCCCCCUCUACUAAUUCCCAGUCCUCCCCCUAUACUAAAUCUCAGUCCUCCCCUAUCUACUAAAGCCCAGCACCCCCCUCUACUAAAGCCCAGCACCCAGGUAAGGUUUAGCAGAGUAGGCACCUGCAAUGUCGAGAAAGCAGGUGCCUACUCUGCUUUAACACGAAGCAUGUACUCGCGGCUCGCUGUGCUGCAAAGAGGUCCAUUGUUGGCCGCAUGCGGCCCGUGGGGCGCAAGUAUGACAUGUUUGCACUACACAAACAAACACAUUGCAUCCACUACACAAACACAGAUACACUGCAUUUACUAAUCAAAUACUCUCACUGCAUCCACUACACACACAUAAAUAUUCUUGAAAACAUAAAUAAAAUUUGACUGGCAUGUAUAUUUUGUGCAUUUACCACUUAAUAAAAAAAAGAUUUGCAAAAAAAAUACAGUAAAUGUACAGAAUAUCCGUAAACUAUCGGCUUGAAAGUUCACAGAUUAUCGGUAUCGGCUCUAAAAAAAAAUCAAUAUCGGUCGAUCCCUACUUUUGAUGUGAUUAUACUGGAAUAAUGCUUUAAUAUCUCUUGUAUUGUCAACCGAUGGUUUAUGCAAUAAAAAAAAAGAAACUGUUUGUAGAUCUGGUGAUAAAACAGAUUUCUUUUUUUUUCUUUUUGUGGACCGCUGUGCAGAUGUUUUUGUGCUGCUCAGCUUACUCUCUUUAUGCACUGUUUGGCACGUUGCAUUUGGGAACAUUUAACCAUGUGAGAAUCAUUCAUGUGAAAAGCUUAAUUAAUGCUGGCUUCACAUAAUGCAUCAGUCAUAAUUAGCACUACUACGUGAUCUAUUUUGCUUAUUUUUAGGAAUCUGCCUCCACACCGUCUGUAAAUGGAUAUGAUUUGUGUUUCCUAUUAUUAUCAAUGGCGCAAUUGGAUGAUAACAUUUCUUAUCGUAAUGGAUCAUUUAUUUAAUAUUUAAUCAUUCAUUGCUUAUUCAGAAAACUUAGCUAGUAUAUACAUAAUAUGAUAAAUGCUACAUCAUGCUUUAAACCGUGUGUGAUUUAAUAUACUGUAUAUGGAGCGAUUGGGAGUUGUUUACCUAACACCUGUUGUGCUAUUCAUAGAUUUACUCAUUUUGUAGCUAGAGUCGGGCAAUAGUAUAGUAAGCGUUUUGCAUAUAUAUAUAUAUAUAUUUACACACAUACAAUGUAUAGAUUACAUGACUGGCAGAACAUGUUAUAGAAUUCCAUGCUGCAAUGAUGGUGAAGACGCCCGUUCAGUUAUUCCCCAUAAUGAAUUGAUGGAUAAGUAUGCACAGAUCACCUCCAUGCAGUCUAGGGGCCCUAAUCCCAGGCAGAAUUGGAGUAUAUAUACCAUUAUUCUCAUUGUAUAUCCAAGUGCUACCCUAAAAGUAAAAGUUCUCCCCUUAAAAGAACACUAUAGUGUUAGGAAUACAAACAUGUAUUCAUAACUCCAUAAAGUCCUGCUACCUAUCUAUGUGUCUCCCCGACAGGUAAGUGUUUGAAAGGUGAGUGUUGCUUAACUUUAUGCCCAUGCCAUGCUGCUUUCCUUAAUGCCGCUCCUCCUCAUUGGCAGAGAUCAUUAAUAUUGAUGAUCUCAGCCAAUCCAAUGCUACCCCUUGACGAAGCAUUGGGAGGCUAGUGCACAUCUGCAGCAAAACACCGUGCUACACCAGUGAAAAGCAGUGCUUCAAAUAUAUGUGCGUUUAGCUCAGUUGUAGCAUAGGAAGCACCUCUAGUGGCUAUAAGUAAGACAGCCAGUAGAGGCACGGUAAACCAGCAAUAGCUUAAACAGACAGGGAAAGUGCACCAUAACCACUUCUUUGAGAUUAAGUGGUCUGGGCAUAUCUAGUGUCUCUUUAACCUCUACUUUUCUAACAAACUACCCAACACAUUAAAGGGAUCCUCUAAGCACUAAAACAACUUUAGCUGAUGCCGUUUUGCUGUAUAGAUCAUACCAUGGCAGUGUUUCUGGUCAGUUCUCUGCAAUUUAGAAGUUAAUUUAUUUAGAAUUCACUUUUGUUUCUCUUGAUUCAGCCCUAUUUAUACCUCUCCUGGCUCACACAUUCUACAUGACAAAAAUGUUUAUCUCGUACUCUGUUAAAGGAACAGCCUAUUGAUUUAAAAAAAAUAAAAAAAAUUUUUAGUAGAUAUUUACCCAAAGAACACAUGCAUGUAUUUUUUUUUUUCCUUUGCAGGGUACAUGCACAGACUUUCCCAGGCACAGACGUUUAGUGAAUGCACUAAUCAUCACUUUCUAAUUAAGAAGCGCGCAUGCCAUUGCAACUUACAUUCGCUUUUCAAUGAGCUGUAGUACACACCUGCUUCUUCUGUUAGCUCUGUGAAUGAAAGCCUCCUUAGCUGUGUGAGUGACAACCAGGGAGUGUUUUGGCCCCAAAUAUUAAAGUGCCGAACGCUAUUGAAAUCGACCCUUUUCCAAACUUCCCAAAUCUGACAGAUUCCAGACAUAUUAAGCAAACUGAAGUGAAAUGCAAUGGGCUUUUAGCGCAAUAAAGAACUUGUGCAGCGCUGCAAGUACAGGCAGGGAAGGAGUUAAGAGAAGCUAGUUCUAAACAUUUCGCUGAAAUGAACUUUGAUUAAUUUAAUGCAUUUAAUUGGACUUGGGUUUAGCGGCUGGCACUAUAGAAUGUUAAAGGGCUCUCAGCUGAUUUGCAAAGUUAAAGGAAAAGUAUGUGCAAAUAAGUUUGUAAAAUUAUCUUUCUGAACAAGUUCCACAAAUGUUAAGCAAUAGAUUUUCUGUGUUAGAUGACAAGUCAGAUUUGUUUUCAUUUCCGUAUUUUACUCGCGUACUUUCCUAAAUUACAUUGUCUGCUUGUCGCUAUUGACCUCAGCCUGUUUACGUACACUUGAAGCUCCUCUACUUGAGCUGCAGGGCCAGUGCGUGAGCAAAAUCCAGAAUCCCCUCUGUAUCAUUUCUACUUUUAAUCUCUCACCCCAUCUUUUUCGCUUCCCUAUUUCUCCCAUGUGCUACUCUGUCAUUGUCUUCUCUCUCCCAUUCUUUUUUUUGUUCAGUAUCUUUCUAUCCAUUUCCAAACAAAAGAUAGCAAACUCCCCAGAUAAAACAGGGGGGUGCAGCCUCAAAUAUAUGUGAAGAUAAGGCGCACUAAAUACCACACCGAUCAACUACUGCUCAAAUACAAAUAAUUCCUAAAUAAAAUAUGACGUAACAGGUAAGGGUUAAGCCCUAGACCUCACCUGGGAGGUCCACUGGUAACUUGGUCAACUUGAUUGGCCAAUUUUGAAUUUUUCUAUCUCUUACUAUCCAUUUGCCCAACUCUCUGUCUUUAAACUUUUGGUCUGUUUCUUUCCGAGUUUGCCAUUUGUAACCUAACUAGCAUAUCUCACUGUCUUUCCACCAUUUUGUAACUGCAUGUGGGUGAGGGUAUGUACCCUGUGUGGUGUUUAGCAUUGUAACCUUUUUUUGGAAAUAAAUACUGGGCAUGCUAAUUUUCAUAAUUCGUUAUAUAUACCUGACAUCACAGGACACAAUGCCACCUGAUAUUACAUAACAUCUCAGCGAGUGGCAUACGAGGAACAAAAAAAACAUUCGGAAGGGGAAAAUUCCUUAAAUCACUAAUAAAUUACUUACAAUGUGUGUACUAGGUCUGACUGCGCGUGAAUGUGUAAUAGUGUGUGUAUACUAUCAGGAUUAGUGUGUGUAUAACAGUGUUUGCAUAGUGUUGUCAUAGUGUGUGUGAUUGUGAAUACUAUGUCUAAGUGUGUGCAUAGCAGUGUGCAUACUGUGAGUAUGUGUAGCACUUUGUGUGUAUAUAGUGAUGUGUGUACCUGCCAUGUAUAAUUGAGAGAGUCAGAAGAGAAAUUUAGUAAAACGGAACAGUAAGUGGGGAAAAGUGCAGCAAACCGUGCAGGCUAGCCACUCAAUAAAGGGAUCACUCCCAAAUCCCACAAUCACAAAAAAAUGCAAAGAGUAUACUAAUAUACAAGUGAGGGCGCCACUAUAACCUUUGUUAUUGUGCGCCUUCACUUGUAUAUUAAUAUUCUCUUUGCAUUUUUUUGAGAAGAGAAAUUUAGCCAGAUUAUCCACCUUUGAAUCCCACCAGAGAAAAAAUGCCUGUAAAUUUCCAGUAUUUUUGCAAUACUGGCACCAGCUAUACAGCCUAAAACAGCCGUAAAAUACAGGCUAAAUGGCAACCCCAGCUGAUGUUGAAGGCAGGGCCGAUCCUAGGGUCACUUACGCCUGGGUGGUGAGGCUAGGGCUGCAAUGGGUAGUUGAAGCUGCAGUGGGAAUAAGGGACUAUAGUAGGGGGUUGAGAGCUGUAGUAGGGAGAGGGACUGCAGUGGGGGAAUAGGGGCUGUUGUUUGGUUAAAUGCAUUGUAGUGAGGGGGGGAUUAGGGGUUGAAGUAGUGGGAUGGCUGCAAUUGGGUAAAGAAGCUGUAUUUGGGGGGAUAUGGGCUGUAAUUGUGGGUUAGGAGCCUUAGUAGUGCAUAGGUGCUGCAAUUGGAGUGUAUGGGCUGUAAUAAUGCACAGGAACUGCAAUAGGGGAGUAGAGGCUGUAGUAGGUCUUGGGAGCUGUUGUAGGGCAUAGGGGCUGCAAUUUGGGGUUAGGGGUUUGGGCCUGCAGUAGGGCAUAGGGGCUGCAAUUGGGGGACAGGGAGUAAGGGCAGUAGUUACGGCAUAUGGACUGCAAUUUGAGGUUAGGGGCUGCAGUAAGGCAUAUGUGUUGCAAUUGGGGGUAGUAGUUAGGGCAUAAUUACUGCAAUUUGAGGUUAGGGGCUGUAACAGGAGGUUAGGGGUUGCAGUAGGGCAUAGAUGCUGCUAUUGAGGGGUAGCGGGUAACAUCACUAUUUAGGGCAUAUGGACUGCAAUUUGAGGUAAGGGGAUGUAAUAGGAGGUUAGGGACUGAAGUAGAACUUAGGGGCUGCAAUUGGGGGAAAUAGGAGCAGAAGAAAAAAAUACUAGUUUAUCCCCCCUCCCUGAGACUUAGCUUGGGACAGGGAGGGGAAAUCCUGUGGUCUGGUGGGAGAUGUGCAGCUUUGUCUGCUCUGACCAGUGUUUGCUUUGUCCCAGGUGCCGAGUGUGUCGCGGCAUUAACAGCUGUAUAACAAAUCUGGUCCAUUCACUAAAAUAAAUACAUUUAGGUUAUUUUAUCUGUAACACUUGACUUUUUUUCUCUAAUAAAGUGUGACUUGUGGUUAGCUAACAACCAACAUAAUAAUUUUAGGCCAACACAGCUUAGCUGUAAAUAUCUCUAACUCAGAGUUUAAUGUUUUGGACAUUGCCUACUCCAAUUUCAACUCCCUAUUUAACGAAUAAACUCUUUAUAUUACACAGUCCUUCUGUGUUUACUGUAUUUAUUAUAAUUAAUUUCCAGGACUUUAAUUCAUGGAGAUAAGAAAGCUGGAUUUUCUGUUUUUUGGGCUGAUGAAGGUCUGGACACUGGGCCAAUAUUACUGCAGCGAGACUGUGAAGUAGAACCCAAUGAUACAGUAGAUACACUCUACAAUCGCUUUCUGUUUCCUGAGGGGAUCAAAGCCAUGGUGAGUUGUACAUCAUAAAUGAUCAGCAGUCCAUAGUCUAGCUGGCUCAUGGGAUAGAUGAACAGGGAACCCCAUGCUGUUUGGAUGUUGGUAAAACCACUGAUGAGAAAAUUAUUGAGGUUUUCUGAGGAGUUUGGUCGCAGGACCAUGGCCUACUUGAUGAAAUAGUGAAAUGACCAGAAAACGAGGAACUAGUGAUUCUUACACAGAUUAUGGUGCAAUAACAUUUCCUGCCCUUGUCUUUGUGUAAAUAUUUGCUAGUGACUGCAGCUAUAAUAACUGGCAGGUGAAAUAAGUGACUAUCCCGAUCCUCCCACUCAUUUUUACCACCCAUUUGGACCUUCCCGUGUGGCUUCAUGUGACUCUAGAUUAUUUCUUUCUUCUUUUGUAAAUAACUUUUUUUUUUAAUUAAAAGUUUAAAAUGUAAUGCAGAAAAGAAAAUGCUAUGCCAUUACAUGUAUCACAUGUGUGGCCAAGUUUUACAGGCUAUUGGUAGAAACAUAUUUUCCCAUGAUCAUUAGCAGUAUGUUGUGCAUAAAAGUCAAAAGACAAGAACAUCAUCUGGGUAAGAGUAUUAAGAGAAAAGAAAUGGAAAAUGGAGGAAGGAGAAAAAUACAGAGAGAGAGAAAAUAAAAGGAUAAAACUGGAUUGGGAAGAGUUGAAUGUUCCCCCUCCAUGGUCGCGGCCAAGAGUGGGUUGGUAAAACUCCCCUAAUGUCCCGCAAAGUUCCAAAACUGCCCCAAAGUCCCCAUUGUAAUGGUUAUGGCAUUCAAAAGAAAAGGCUUUAGUGAGUCCUAAGCCCAUAUAUCUUUGUUAAUUAUUUAGACUUCCAGAGAGAGGGUGGUUUUCUUCUCAAAUUACCAUGUGGUCCUGCGGAUCAUCUUUCCUUUAUAUCUUUUUGUUUCUUUCAGACAGAGGAACAUAGGAGACAUCAACACCUUUUAUUUAUUUCUAUGUGGGUUUUUUGCUGCAGCAGGGAGUUGUGUUCUGUAGUUCUGCUGCAGAAUUGAAAAAUUAUAUUCUGGAUAGGCUUGUUAUUGAGUUACUUCAUCAAGCACCAACAUUAAGUUUACCCGCUAUUUCCAUCGAAUGCUUUUAUCCUGAAACAUGCACCUGCCAUUCUUCACAAUACAGUCACAAUCCCACCCCAAACAUAUAUUGUCCUGGGUGUGCAUUACACAGAGUCAUUUGGAAUAAUUAGCCUAUGGAUAUAAAAUGAAACGUCACGGUAUUUCUCUCUAUUUUCUAGGUGGAAGCGGUACAAUUAAUUGCAGACGGUAAGGCUCCUCGAAUAGGCCAGCCAGAAGAUGGCGCUACUUAUGAAGGAAUUCAAAAGAAAGAAAAUGCAAAAGUAAUGAUUGACAUAUUUGUUGACCAUAUUCAAUCCAGCAAAACGCGUGGGGUUUUUAAAGUGCUUCUUGUAACAUUAUGUACAGCCUUAAUGAAUUUGUUAAAAAUAUAUUAGAAAACUAAUUGAAUCUCUCUUGGCAAGUAAUUCUAAUUUCCUCAUUCAACAACAAUGGUUUUAAUGAUGUGGAUCUUAAGUCUAAAAAUAUUUAAUAAAAAAUAAAAAAAAAAUAGGAUUUAUUGGGAAGUCACUAGGGAACUUUAAAGGGACAGCAGUACCAAAAUCAUGUAAUCUUAAUGAAGUCAUUUAGACGUUCUCAGUGAGAAGGCUCUGAUAGGAGUAUUCCCCAGCACAGACUGAUCAUACAAGUGAUCUACAGUUUUUGCAAGCUGUUUUUCAGAUAACCCCAAAUAAAACUUGCAGAAAAAUACAUGUUUUUUGGGGUAUAUAUAUUUUUUUCUAGUGUUAAAAACAAUAGAAGAAAAAAAUCAAUUGAGUGUUCCUUUAAAGCAAGUUGAUGAAUCAGGAAAAACAAACCUCUUCAACCCGCCAAUUCUUAUUGGUCCGUAUAUUUUCUUUUUAAAAUGGUACAUGGUAGCAUUGCCGUAGAAAUAUAGCAGCAACAACUACGUCCAAUAAUUGGUCUCUACGUCUUGUAGGAAGAAGUUUUUUAUUUAUUUAUUACUGGCAUUUAUAAAGCGCCAACAUAUUCCGCAGCGCUGUACAAGAAGUGAGUUAAUUUAAAAACAUUUGGUUGUAUUAUAUGUCUAGAUUUGUUGGGACAACUCUGCUGAGGCUAUCCACAACUGGAUAAGAGGACAUGACAAGGUUCCAGGAGCGUGGACCAUAAUUAAUGGCCAAGUAGGUGAAAUCAAGGAAUCUUCAGGCUUUCGUUUACUGUUUUCUUUGGCAAUACGUUUUAUAAAGAGUAAACUUUUCAAUUAUUUUACUAGACAGUCACAUUGUUUGGAUCUUCUUUGCUGCAAGGUUCUGUGCCUGCUGGGGAAACAUUACCCAUUGAUGGAGCUUCAAAACCUGGUCUCGUCACAAAAAAUGGACUUGUCCUUUUUGGAAAUGAUGGAAAAAUGGUAAGUUGACCAAACUUAUUGAAACAGACACCAAAUAGAAAUUCAAUGACCUAGUUCUAAACAUAACACAAUAUAAGACGAUAUAACGAUAGCUUGUUUUAGGAAAUUAUUUCAAAACUCACAAGACAUCACAUCUUUCUGCAGUGCCUCCUAGUGGCUCAACAAAUCAUUUCAGAAGCAUUGAAAUCCACAUGUGUUUAAAUCUUAAUAAUGAUAUUCACAACCCAUCAAAGGCAAAAAUUUAAAAACUACUUGGAAGGCGUAACAUUAUUAAAUUAAUGGUUCAUUAAUGAUGCAAUAGAAAUAAACCUUUAGGGGUUUCCCGGUAUUAUUUUCAUUUUAUUAACUGCAGAUACAGCGAUUAACAAUCAUUCUUAAGAUACAACUACAUAGAGACCCAAAUGGCUGUCAAUGGUCUGUGAUAUAAUUCAUGUGGGCACUGACUCUGUCUUUAAAUACAAUCCAUCCAAAUUGUUUUAAGCCCUUGAAAGGAGAAGAGGCUACAUAAUCCCUUGAUUCUGGGGUUCUCAAAACCUUUGCACGUUAACCUUGUUUUCUUAGGAUCUGGUACUAAAUUCCUGCCAUUUGGACUUCAACAGGUCAUAUUGCCUUAAACUUUUUUUUUUUACCUUGGGACACUUUUAAGAUCCAUCCAAUGGAAUAAUCUUUCCUUGUAUUCUUAGUCUGUUUACAUGCUCAGGGUUACUCUCUAUUCUUUAGUAUUUUCAAUAUGCAUUAGCUUUGCUGCAGACAUUCUUACUUCGGGUUUGGAAUUAGAAGCUUGGUCUAUAAUUACUAUAUCAGAUCCAGUCAUGCUUUUUAUUUCCAUUCCCUAGUUUAAUGUCACUGACGCAGUAGUAAUGGGAUCCCAGGGAUACUCAGAAUAGUGACACUUCCAAAGUUAAACCAUGUGUUUACCGGCAGAAGCUGGGCGUUACAUUGAAGGGCAAUAUCCAGAACUCAAGCGUGGAUUCAAUUACAAUUUAUAUUAGAGGAAUAUGAUUCAAACAAGUCGGCUGAAACUCAUGUUUGAACAAGUCUAUUGUAAGUAGUGGCAUUAACAUUAGAUGGCCACAUGCCCAUACCCAAGUCUACUGUAAGUAGUGGCAUUAACAUUAGAUGGCCACAUGCCCAUACCCAGUACACUGACUGCCAUGAAUGGGGACAGCCGUGUCAGGCUCUGUGGCAUUGGAGGUUAAAUAAAGUAAUUUAAAAGCAGCCAGUAAUACACCUGCUGGAGAUUAUCUAAACGGAGCUGUCAUCAUGGAAACCAAUAGAAUAUUCAUGCAGAUCACACCUCUUGUAGAAUUCUACACCAGAAUCUCUCUUUUUACAUAACGUGAUUGAGUUAUUUAGAAGUGUUUUAUUAUAUGGAUUUUAAUCUCCCGGUAAAUUUUAUUACUAAUGUAUUUACAACUGUAAGAAAAAAAUAAAGUAAUUUGUUUGGAACAGGGGAUGGAUACAUAUCUAGCAUAUUAUAUAAAAAUAAAACACCAGGUUAGUCUAUAUAGUUCUUUAUAGAUAGGUAAAACAAAAAAUCUAUUUUAUGUACAUUACAGAAUUAUUUCUUCGGAUUACAGAUUAUGUAUCUCUUAUUGUGGAUUUUUUUGACAGGACACUUUUAUAAUAAAGUUUGGAUUCCAAUAUCCUGUUGAUUGAUAUGGUAAAAACAUUGUUCUAAAGCAUAUGCAUUGCCAUCUUCAAGUAUUCCCUGACAUAUGCCCAAAGUUCUCCUUCUCCCGAGCUGCUUUUAAACAGUACUGUACAGAGUUACGGAGGUCGCUGUCCAGUCCAGAUUAACAUUUCCAUUUCCUAUAGGCACUUAAACAUAAUUCAGAUAAAGUAAUACCGCUGUUCAGUAAGCAUAUAUAAACUCAACAUGCAGGCAUAUAGAAAGAACUUUUGAUAAAUAAACAUAUAUAAUAUUUUCUAUUUGGCUGAGUUUACAUAUACUGGAAUAAGUUGUCCAUGUAUGCCAGCUCCCAAAGAUGUAUAUCCACCCAUCCCCAGACAUCUACCAGUUACUGCAAUGGGUUGCACUACGCACCUGUGUAAUAAUAAUAUUAAAUAUGUAUACACACACACAGACACACAAACACACACUCGCCCAAAAGUAAGUAGUCAGUUGAGUCAAUGAAAUGCAUCACGGAUAUUAAAUGUUGUGAUGAAUUUCAUUGAUUUUGGGCCAUCGUGUGUGUGUAUAUAUGAGUGUGUAUAUGUGUGUGUGUUUGUGUAUGUAUGUGUGUGUGUGUGUGUGUGUAUAUGUAUGUAUAUAUAUAUAUAUAUAUAUAUAUGUGUGUGUGUGUGUGUGUCUAUGUGUAUAUAUAUGUGUGUGUCCGUGUGUGUGUUUGUGUAUAUAUAGAUAGAUAGAUGGAUCAUUUGACUCUUGCACCUGUAGGCCUGGGAAUGAUGUGAAAAGUAAGUCUUUAGUUAUUUCAGUUUGGGGUAAGUUGGUCAUUUAUUUAAAUUCAAAGCAGAACAAAUCCAAGUCACUUUAAUUUUAUUUUCCCACCUAAUAGCACACACUGUCCUUAUUUUACUUGGCAGUAAGAACUAAUAUGUAUCUUGCUUUCUGUUUACAGCUAAUGAUCCGGAACCUUCAGUUUGAAGAUGGUAAAAUGAUCCCUGCUUCAAAAUACUUCUCUACUGAUGACGCGGCAGCUCUCGAGCUCACGGAGGAGGAGAAGGCAAUGGAGUCAGAGAUUAGGGUAAGUCUGCUGGGAGCAAAGAAUGUGAUGCGUCUCCUAACACCAAACUUUAUAUAUAUAAUGCCGCUGAAAUUAUCUUCACAGUAUCAACAUCGUUUUGCGUACGAAUAAAAAAAAAUGGGUUAUUGCCAGGUUAUCUAUUUCUUAUCAAGUUGUGCUAAGCAAGUGUGGCAUAGCAUAAAAUUAACUGAUAUCAGUAUAGGGAGAUAUACGCCACAGGGUGAUAAAACAUACUGGCAAACAUACACACUGUAUCAAAAACCAUCCAGUAAAUAUUAUAGUAAUACAUAAUCCUAUAAAUAAAUAUUUAAAAAAAAAAUAUAUAUAUAUAUAUAAAGAUAUGUGUACUCCUUUGACUUCUAUGAAUUAAACUAACACAAUUUUACAUUAUAAUAGAUCACAAUAUAAUUCUGGUAGUGAUUAAAAUCCAAAUAUUGAGUUCCAUGUUCAAUUAGAAAGUAAGUUAAUGGUUAGAUCUGAGAGCUUACUAUAUACUCCGUUCCCAUAGAGGACAGGUCCCAUUACCAAAGUAUUGGAUCUGUAUAUUUAGUUCUUGUAGGUGAACGGUCCAAUAAGCAAAGUCUUGAUUCCUAAAAAGGAUAGCCAAAAGUAGUCCCACUUCAGCUUCAAGUAGGUAAUGUUCACAGUACUUCCUAAAAAUAGCAGUUUAGUAGAUAAAGGCUUUAAAGCGCAAAAGAAAACUAUAUGAUGCAAUAUCUUUUUUCCCCCAAUAUAUAAAGCAUAAAAAGUAUUUGCCUCCCCCCAAGUAUAGUGCACUCACACGAUAUUAAAGUCAAACAAAUGCAAAGUCAAACAAGGUGAUCGCUUACUGCCUGCUCCUGCGCGUUUCGUGAGGACGUUCUCACUCCUUUUAUGUUUUUUAUAUUUGAAAUUAAAGGAUAUUGCAACAUAUAGUUUUCUUUGCGCCUUUUUGGCUUUACCUACUAAAUGGCAAAUUAAUUGCCAAUAUGCACUGUAAGUGUGCGAUUAGUCAAAUGUGUACAACACAUCCAGCUGUCCUCUUGCACCUCUCCGAUCUAUUAGAUAUUAGUUAAAGCGGCACCAUCAUGGCCACAUCUGUUGUUUUUUUGUUUUGUUUAUUUUAUAAACCCUCUCCCACCUCCACUACAUUUUAUUGUCCCCCUAGUCACCUCCAAAUGACCCUAGAUCCCCCAUUUCACUUUUUUUUUUUGUUUUAAACCUCUUUAUCCUUGUCUGGAUCUAGGUCCUAGGUGUCUAUCUUAGUGUGGGCACAUUCCAAACAGAAACUUAUGUAUGUUUUUCAUCCUAAACUGAAUGGACAAAGAUUCGACAUUCUGUUAGGACAAAAUUUGGUGGAUUCUCUGAUGCCUUAGUUUAAAUGACAGGACGUUCGGGAAUGGCGAAUAAAGCAGCAUGAAAACACGGAGGAGGGUGAGUAUUGUGGGAAAACUUUCUCUGACACAGGAAAUGGAGACAAGUUCCUCCUUGUCUCAGAGAAUAUCAGGUGUAGGCAUGGGCGUCCGCAGGAAUUUUUCCAGGGGGGGCAUAAUUGUAAUGAAAUCCAGGCUUGGUACCUUUUUGACAGUGUAAUGAAAGGUAAGGGGCAUAGCCAUUAUCACAUAAAGCCAGGGUGAAUAGCAUUUUCACAACUAUGGUGUCAGGAAUAUAUGUUUGUAUUCCUGACACUAUAGUGUUCCUUUAAGCAAAUUAAAGGACCAUUCUGGUCACCAUAACAACAUCACCUAAAUGAAAAUGCUGGGUGCUCGCUUUCCUUUAAGAGGUUAAAUCACUGUCAAAUGGUUUAACCCCAAAGGCUUCCUCCAGCUCCAGGUCGCUCAGUGGUAUAUGGCUUCUGAAACAGAGUGUCAGGAAGUGCAGAUUGUCGUCAGGCAUGGGUGCCGCUGAUUGGCUAGAGUGGACAGUUGACGCUAGAAGCCAAUCGCUAGUUCCCGGUUCAUAAAAUAUUUUUACUUUUUUUAUGAAUGGGGAGCUACUGAUUGGCUUAGAGUGCCAGCUGACCGCUCUAGCCAAUCAGCAACAACCCUACCCAACGGCACUCUGUGCUUCCUGACACUCAGUAAAUAAAAGGGAAAACAUUAAUACUGAUAUUUUUUUACCUUUGGAGAUGAGAAGGUCCAGCGUUUCCCUGCCUGGCCCAGGUACCAAAGCCUUAUGAUGUGGUGUCCAGGAUAAAGUGGAGGGUUCACUUCAUUUGUCCUUCCUGCUCCAAUCUCCUUUUCCUCUCCUUCAUUUGACAGUCUUUUUUUUUUCUUCUGACACUGUUUUCUAUCCUUGACCUUUCUGCUACUUUCUGCUUAUUUUGCGCCCUUCUGCUCCUUUCUCAUUCUGAUCCCUUUCUGCUCCUUGCAGACCCUUUCUGCCCCCUUUUCUACUUUAUCUUUGUGCUCAUUGCUGUCCCUUUCUGUUCCUUCUCCUACUUUACCUUUGUGCUCCUUCUGAUUCUUUCUGCUCCUUUACCUUUGUGCUCCUUCUUGCUCCUUGCAGGCCCUUCCUGCUCAUUCUCCUAUUUUACCUUUGUGCUCCUUCUGCCCCUUCCAGCUCAUUUCUGACCCUUUCUGCUCCUUCUACUUUACCUUUGUGCUGCUUUACCUUCCAGCUCCUUGCUGACCCUUCCUGUUCAUUUCUGUUCCUUUGUGCUCCUUCUCCUACUUUACCUUUUGUGCUCCUUGCUGUCCCUUCCAGCUCUUUGCUGCCCCUUUCUGCUCCUUGAUGUCCCUUCCUGCUCAUUUCUGUUCCUUCUCCUUUUCUUACUUUACCUUCCUGCUCCUUGCUGACUCUUCAUGUAGGCUGUCUCCCCCAUCCCUCACUUCCAUAGGCGUGCGCACGGGGUGUGUCGGGUGUGCAUGGGCACACCCUAAUCCCCGCAGCACGCCAAUGGAUUGAGACCGGCAGGGGAGAUCUCUGGAUCUCCCCGGUCGGCUCAUGCAGAGCCGACGCUAUCCGAGCGGUGGCUCUGGUCUAAGCCUCCAUGGGCCGGUGGGGAGAUCAAAGUUCUACUUCACCAGUCCACAGCAGCAUGGAGGGAGGCAGCAGAGAACCCGGGCUAGAGUUCACUCUCCACUGAACCACCAGGGAAGGCAGCAGGACUGGGAUAUUAACUAAUCUGCCCCCACCUCCACCCAAGCAUACAGCACACACACACAGCACCUACACACAGCACACACAACCCACAAACAGCACCCACACACAUACAUCACCCUCGCACACACAGCACCCACACACACCCAGCAUCCUCACAAACACACAAAACACACACACAACACCCGCACAGCACCCACACACAAACAGCACACACACACAAACAGCACCCUGACAAACACACAGCACACACACACAGCACACUAACAGGACCCGAACAAACACACACACACAAACACCCUCUCACACACACACACACAGCACACUACCAGUUUUCUCACACACAGCACACAAACAGCACCCUCACACAUAGCACACUAACAGCACUCUCACAAACACACACAAAAACACCCUCACCCACACAGCACACUACCAGCACCCUCACACAGCAGUGUAUAUAUAUGUAUAUAGUAUGUCCUGAUGAAAGCUCCCUAGUGGAGCUGAAACGUUGAUUUAUCUUUACACAGUAAAAGCUGUUAAAACUCCUUGAGUGCCGGUCUUUCCACUUUCUACAAUUGAGCUACCAGAGCACCAGGUAAAAUAUAUCUUUUUAUUGGAGUGCAGGGGUUUGACAUAUUUUUUAUAUAUAUAUAUAUAUAUAUAUAUAUAUAUAUAUAUAUAUAUAUAUAUACAUACAUAUACACACACACAUACAUAUACAUAUGGCGUGUGUUUGUGCUUUAGGGUGCACACCCUAAUGCAAUAGGCUGCGCACGCCUUUGCUCACUCCCCUAAUCUAUAGGCUGCUGCCCCCCCAAAUCUAUAGGCUGCUGCCCCCCAAAACCUAUAGGCUGCUGCCCCCAAAUCUAUAGGCUGCUGCCCCCCAGCCUCACUCCCUAAUCUAUAGGCUGCUGCCCCCCCCAAAAAAAUCUACAGGCUAUCUCAAACCCUCCCCUCACUCCCCUGAUCUGUAGGCUGUCUCUGGCCCCCCAUCCCUCAGUCCCCUGAUCUGUAGGCUCUCUCUGGCUGCAUGUGUUGCUCCCCUGCGGUUUCAAUCAGCAGAGAGAAGCAGGGAUAAGAUGCAGCUUCCUAUCCCUGGCUCUCUCCAUACACAGCGCCGGUAUUGCAGUUCAUUUUAAAUCUCACACGAAAAAUAUAAGAACAAGCUGAAAAAUCCAAUCCCCUGCGGACGCCCAUGGGUGUAGGAAAUGUACACAAGACAAACCUUGACUUAUGUUUUAAAGAAAACUAGAUCAGAAAUGAAGAUAAGGAGAACAGAUUCUGAGAGAGGAUGAGAAGAGAGGAUGAGAAGAGGAAAUGAUGGGGGAAAGGUAAGUUCAGCGUGACAGUGCCGCUUUAAGUAACAAAUUAUUUUGUUUUAAAGGAUGUCUCAAGUAGUAAAAAAAACAGAUGGGAAUUAAGGCAGACAUUAUUUGGUAGUUUUGUGGAAUAUUGAUGAAGGUAUGUACUGAUCAAAGAUCCAGCACAUAGCCAGGUUUUUUUUUUAAAUUUUUCUGACAAAUUCUGGGAUCCUUGUGUUGCUGCUACUGUUUACAUGUAUUUUCAGUAUUUAGAGUGCCUUUCUAACGAUCUGCCUCACCUCUGUAUUUAACAACCUGAAAUCGUGGUGGUAGUAUAAUAACUCCAUUAUUAAUUCACCUGUCCAUACUAUAAUAUCCAUUUUCUAAUAGAUCUGUAUUCUCAAAAUGGCGGCUGCAUACAUAUGGUGCUUUUUAUAGCCCUCAAAAUGUCAUAGAUCUUCUGAAACUCAGGUUUUAGUAUCUUACAGGUGGCAAGGUUUAAGACUAUUUAGUAUAAUCUAGCAAUCUAGAGAAGACAUCAGCUGGGGAAGGGAGCAUUGAGAAUGCUUUUACUGUAUGUCUACUGUAUGGUUUUACGAUGUUGAGCAGCAGAUAGUUUAUUGUUAAUCUUACUAUCCAAUAUUUUGGUUUCUUUUACCAAUGCAGAACAUUUGGAAAGCAAUUCUAAGCAAUGUUGCUGUGAUUGAGGAUACUACAGACUUUUUUAAAUCUGGAGCAGCAUCUAUGGAUGUAGUCAGGUGAGUAGGGCAUGCUUGUAGACAUUUUAGCUUUUCCUGAGUCACUACCUAUUCCCUUCCUUUCUUGUAGUUUGAAGUUCUGUCAAUGCUCUAGUGAAGGUAUAUAGUCCAAAAGGUUUUUUUUUUCCGUAAUAACCCUCCUAAAGGUACAAAUUAAUUACCUAAACCAGACCUUAGAAUGGCGGGACUGAAAGUAAUAAAAAGAGAAUAGUCAAAACCAAGCCCAAGUCAAAGGGAGCCAGAGAACAACCAAAACGAAAUACCAUAACGGAGUCAAGGGAACCAGAAAUCAGAGUAGUCAGGGAAAAGCCGAAUAAAAAUCAUAAUAGCAAAAAACCCAAAUACAAACGCACUCUUGAGACAUUAGUAAACUAGGAUCUACAACAGGGCACUGAAACACCUGCUAAAUGUGCUUUUAUAUGUUUGGGAGCAUGAUUGAUGUUGUCACGCCCCCAAAACGUGAGAGGGCGCCUGUAAAUCCCGCCCAUAGUACUGCCCAUCGGCUGACGUCAGCACGCGUCAUAAAAGGGGGCGUGCACACAGCGUCUGGGAGACUAGCCAAUCGGGCAGGAAGACUGGAGGAAGCGGUCCGCCCGAUCAGAGAAAGAGCUGAUCGUCAGAUCGCCAAGGUACCGUAAGUAUUGGAUCCCUUACAAUAUUUUUCAUGUUUGUGUAAAAAGUGGUGUAUAACACUGGAAACAUUCACGUGAAUGGUUACAAAUAAUGUCCCCUUAGUUUUCUUAUGAUUUUAUGUUACAAUAUGCAAUGUUUAUUAACUGGAGUUAUUAUUAUAUAAAUAGGAUUAAAAAGUUUGACAACAAUCCUGUCCGCCCGCACCGCCUACGCCUUACCCCUCUGUCAGUCCCUGUAUUGGCUUCCUGUAAGAUAUAGGGCACAAUUUAAAAUUCUGGUUCUUGCAUUCAACUCUCUACAUAAUGCUGCUCCCACCUAUCUAUCCUCCCUAAUACACAAGUAUGUCUAGUCGAGGCCCCUACGCUCGGCCGAAGACCUACGUCUAACCUCUGUUCGUACUCCUACCUCUGAUGCUCGCCUUGAAGACUUCUCUAGGGCUGCAUCGUUCCUGUGGAACUCCCUUCCCUAUUUCCUUUAGACACUCACCCAAUCUCCAUUCCUCUAACAUCCAGUCAUCUUGUAGUCAGGAGCAAUUGACUGAUGUUCUUCAAUGUUCAUUAUUUCAAAGGUUAGUUGAGGAGAUCAAACAGAAAUUUGGAGGACUAGAACUUCAGAAUGAAGAUGUCUACAUGGCAACCACAUUUCAGGAUUUCAUACAGAUGGUUGUAAGAAAAUCAAGAGGGGAAGGAAAAGAGGAAUUAAUAAUAGAUUACGUAAGUUGGAAUUUAGUAUUAUCUGUGAAAUAAGAUGAAUGUGUUCAAAUAAAUAUAGAAUUAAACUUUGGUAGAAAACAUUAAUUUCCCUAAAUUUUCGAAGAUCCAGAGUUGUUGGGUUUUUAAAAACAUUUUUUUUAUGUAUUUCAGUUUCUGAGCCCAUUGUACCUCAUCCAAAAGCUCAGAAUCACGUAUUCAUGAAAUCAAGGAUAUGUCCUACCACGUGUAAUGAAUACACACUGGAAAAAAAUACAAUUAUGCAAAAUUAGUUUUUAUUCUAACAUUAAUGUUAACAAUUAAUGUUAAUUAGCACUUAAGAUCUAUAAUCUUGAAUUUACUUUUUUAAAUGUUGUAUGUGAACAAAAAGAAAAAAAAUAAUGUGUUGAUAAAUAAUGACUGCCGGCCUUGCCCUGCCAAGGGUGAUAUGCACAUAAUUUUAUCAUUCUGACGGUUUUUAGCCAUGAUUUAUUGGGUAAGAGUGUUAAUGGAAACCAAAACAAAUGCAACCCUUGAUAUUUUUAUCAUAUCAAUCUAGUAUUCCAAGGGUGUCGUAUGUCACAGUGCUAUGCAGCCUAUAAGAAAUCACCCACAAAAAAUAAGAGGUAGUAUACAUCUUAACCUUGCUUGAUUUAUUUGUUUCCUGUUGGAGCAAAUAAAUUAUACAUACCGCUUUGGAUCGCACUUUUCAUUUUCUGUCCAUCAAAUAAGUUAUAUAUAUCCAAAAGAACGUAGUGAAUAUGAUGACCCUAUAUGUAACUGGUAACAUUUUUGGUAUUAGUUAGAAUAAUAUAUGAAGUAAGAGGUUCCAGAAUCGAGAGACCAUGAUGAUGACCGUAAUAGAAAUACAUGAAUAGGUAAACUAAAUAGGCGCAAGUCAAACUGCUAAAGCAUGUGCCUUCAUGUGCACCCAACUAUUGUGAAAGGUAUUUAAAGGGACCCUACAGUCACGAAAAAACAACUUUAGCAUGUUUUUAUGGCAUUCGCUAUUUACGUUUCAAGUAGAUGAUAUAUGAGAUAUUUCUAUACAAGUGUCACACAACCAGUGUUUUGUUUCAUAUUCAUUUCUUAACCUUGACUUGUUUUGAUGACUCUUGAAGAUAGACAGGUUAAAGGGGAACUGUCACGUCACAGGAUUUUAUUUUUAUAAAUCUAGGGUUAUUCACUAAAGUGAGAAUUAUCAGGAUUUUCAAGUGAAUGUCAUGUUUUAGACCAAAAUAGUUGAAUUGGAAGUGUAGCUCAGUAGAGGAUUUUUUUUGCCCAUUCAUCUAUUUUUACCUUAAAGGGACAGCUGGCACCGAGACCACUUCAGCUCAUUGAAGUGAUCUGAGUGCCAUGCCACUUAACCCUACAGUGGUAAUUAUUGCAGUUUCUGAGAAACUGCAAUAAUUACCUUGCAGGGUUAAGUCCUCCUCUAGUGGCUGUCUACAAGACAGCCACUAGAGGGACUUCUGGGUGCUUAGAUGACUUUUAGUCAUCUAAAUGACGCUGGACGUCCUCGCGCUAUGCAUAAGGACUUCCAGCGUCACCAGAAUCCCCAUAGGUAUUUUAAUACUUUCACAGUGUAUUGGCACAAUAAGCCCUUUAAUUGGCUAUUUACAUAUCUAUGUGAUGAGUUAUUGCACUUUAUAUUAAAGCACUUUUUAAAUGUAAUAUUUGCACAGUAUUUUAGCACAGUUUUUUUUUUUGCAAUAUUAAGGUUAUUGUAUUGCAUGAUAUUUUUUGGCACAAUUUUCAUCUGCAAUAUUGUGGUUAUUGCAUGAUAAAUUAUUGGCACAAUUCUCAAAGGCACUUCGCACUUUAUUUUUUGGUUUGAUAAGCAAAGAAAUGGUUAAUUAACCCUUUUUUCGCUAUGGAAUGGGGCCCUAGUCACCUAUAGAGUUAGGAAUAUUUAUAUUCCUAACGCUAUAGUGUUCCUUUAAAUGUCACAAUUUGGUUUUAAGUUCUCAACAAUUCAGUAUGUAUUGAUUAAAGCCCAAAUUAUUUACAUGAUAAUACAGUCUGUAUAGUUCUAAUUUCUGAUAACACUAAUGUUGUUUCAGCUGUAGUUAACUAAAAAAUCUUUUUUGUUGCCUAUUGUAUUCACAAGGUUAAAAAUAAAGAUUAGUAACUUCAUACAACUAAGAGGGAGGCUGCAAAAUACACUACACAUCUUACAAAAGUAUACAUUUUGAAUUUAUAUGAAAGAUAUAUAAUUAAUAAACCAUUGAGAGCCAAGGUCUAGUAAUCCUAUUGCUUUUUUUAAGGUUACAAAAGAUGUUAACAAUAUGACCGUGAAAAUGCCUCACCAGUGUUUUAUUAAUGGCCAAUUUGUGGAUUCAGAGGAUGGAAAAACAUACGAUACCAUAAACCCAACUGAUGGUUCUGUAAGUAUGGCUUUCAUCAUCCUGUUAUUUUUUUCCCCCAAUGAACAUUCACCUAUCACAUUCAAUAGUAAAUAUCUUACCUUUCAAUGUGUGUUCUCUCCUAGAUAAUCUGCAAAAUCUCGUAUUGCUCUGUAGCAGAUGUCGACAAAGCCGUUUCUGCAGCAAAAGAUGCUUUUGAAAUUGGUGAAUGGGGUAAAAUGAAUGCGAGAGACCGAGGCAGGAUACUGUACAGGUUGGUGUGCAAUACUGUAUUACUUGUAUACAACUAAUGAUUGCAUUGAUUGCUUUCCUUUAAGUGCAUGUUAGUCAUAUUUGUACAUUACCUAAUAAAUUAGUGAUUGACAAAAAGGCGGUAGUAGCAAGUAAAAUAGCGUUUUACCUUUUUUAUAUGUCAAUGGUGAGAGCCAGUCUGAAUAUACAUCGACAGAUUAGGUACCAGUUCCUAAACUGGAUAUUAAGUUUAUUAAAUAAAUAGAUUUAUAAAGUUAAUUAAAUAAAUAGAUUUUACUAAAGCAGUUCUUAAAGGAGAUUGCACGAUCAUAGUUAAAGCAUUGUCAGGAAUUCAAAGUGUAUUUCAAAUUAAAGGCCAAAAAAGCUGAUCUGAAAACAUAGCUGAAAUUGAGAACGUGACUUUUUAGUGUAAAAUGUGAAAUUUAUUUUAAAUUGAUUUUGGAUUUUCAUCAAUUCAGUUUGCUGAAUAAUUAUGUGUGUGUUAUAUACUUGUAAUGCUUGUAUGAAGGGCUAAGACUGACGCAUUAACAGGGUUAUUUACUAAAGUGAGAAUUUUUCAGAAUUAAAAUUGAAUUUCAAAUUUAAAGGGACGCUAUGGUCACCAGAACAACUACAGCUUAUUGUAUAUGUUUUGGGGAGUAUAAUCAUUCCCUUCAGGCUUUUUGUAGUAAACACUAUCUUUUCAGAGAAAAGGCAGUGUUUACGUUAGCCUACUGACACCUCCAGUUUCCACUCCUCAGAUGGCUGCUAGAGGUGCUUUCUGUGGCAGUGCUGCACAAUAUGCACUAUUGCCAUUCAGUGUCUAUUCCCUCUGCAUGGAGACACUGAACUUUUCUCAUAGAGAUCCAUUGAUUAAAUGCGUCUCUAUGAUGAACUGCUGAUUGGCCAGGGCUGUGUUUGGCUUGUGCUGACUCUGCACCUGUUCUGCCUCCUUGACAUGCUCAGCCAAUCCUAUGGGAAAGCAUUGUAAUUCGCUCAGAGAGCAGGCAGAUCAGAGGCAGAGCCAGCAGCAGCAGGCUGCAAUACAAGUAAGCUUUUACUAUAUUUAGGGAGGCAGGGGGCUGGAUGGUGGUUUUACACUAUAGGGUUAAAAAUACAUGUUUGUGUUCCUGACCCUAUUGUGCUCCUUUAAAGCGAAACUGGAAGAAUGGCUGACUUGGAGAAUGUUUCCAGUUCAACUAUAUGUUAUUCACUUUCAAUACCCGAUGUGUGUCACUUUAAUAAAUUACUCAGCAAUGGUUAGUCCAAUCUUCCCUUUUCUCUGCAAUAAAGCUAAGGAUGCAUCUGUGGACAUUUCAGGUAAGGGUCAUUCAGCAAAAACAAAGGGAAAGAUUGAAAAAUCACAGUGAUAAAACAGUGGUAUCCAUGUAGGGAAAUAAAACCAUUAAACAAAUAACAAGAACGAUAUAUGGGCCUGAGCUGGUUAAACUAACUUUUAACAUAAUGGACAUUAUAUAAAGGUGAUAAAAUAUGCAAUGUGUCAGGGAUAUGCAAAGUAUGACUAGCAUAGGCUGUAGUUACAAAGACAUGGGAAUAUAUACAUUGAUAAUAAGAAAAGAAAAUAAUACUAAAUAUAAAACCACCCACAACAGAAAUAACAGGGUAUGUAAAAUAUAAUGAAAUGGUGGUACUCCAGAAGGCUACCUGUUGCAUAUGACAGUAGGACAGCUGAUGGAGCUCUGUUUUGCUUGCAAGUCUGGGGCUGGAUAGAUUUUAAAUCAGGCUGUUGCAUUUUUUUUAUCUCAAAAAUGUUCUUUCAAUUUGAUUGUUAAAGAGAUGCUAUAGUCACCAAAACAACUUUAGCUUAAUGAAGCAGUUUUGGUGUAUGGAUCAUACCCCUGUUGUUGAUGCAGCCCUGGUCACACCUACCCACAUGUGACUUACACGGCCUUCCUAAACACUUCCUGUAAAGAGUCAUCUAAUGUUUAUACUUCCUUUAUUGCAAUUUCUGUUAAAUUUAGAAUUUCUUAUCUCCUGCUCUGUUAUUAGCUUGGGAGACCCUGCAGUAGACUAAUGUGUAUGAUUAAAGUUAAAUUUGCAGAGCAGUAGAUAAAAACUUUUAAAGUAAGUAACAUCUGAUUGAAAGUAAAGCCAUUUACCAUAGCCAUAAACAGAAACAAAAGCGAUUUAACUCCUAAAUGGCAGAGAACUGAGCUGUGAAACUUCAGAGGCAUUAUCUAUACACAAAAACUUAUUCAUUAAGCUAAAGUUGUUUUGGUGAUGUAAUGUCCCUUCAAUUUAUGUAUUUAUUUAUGUAUGGAUUGAGGAAAUUAUUUGUGAUUUUAAUGUGGCCUUGACAUUUGUACACUGGUCUGGGAGUAAAUGAAAAUAAAUAUGGAAAAUUAAAUUACAUACUUACUUAGUAAUUUUCUUUUCCUGGCUAUUUAUCAUGGCAGCAACACUAAUGGGUAGCUCCGCUCCUACCCAGAUCAGGACAAGAUAAACCAAAAAAAAAAAAGAGAGAGAGAGAACGAGGCUGAAGGCAUAAACGGUCCCUCCUCCUUCCAUACCUCAGUCAAGUUAAAAAGAAAGAAGGGUGGGUGACUGAUGCUGCCAUGAUAAAUGCAAGGAAAAGAAAAUUACUAGGUAAGUAUGUAAUUACAUUUUCCACAUUUUCCUAAUCAUGGCAGCAUCACUAAUGGGUAAUAACCAAGCAGAAACCUUGAAAGGGAGGGAAAACAAAUUGAAUAGACACAGACUCAUAUUGCUGCAAACUAUAUCUAAUUUUUAUUAUGCAUGUUAACUGCAGAGAAGACUCCUCUCCCAAAGGAAGUAGUCGUAGAAUGAAGACCCAGUUUGUAGUGCUUAAUUAAGGUUGUUGGAGUGGACCAAGAAGCUGCCCUGCAGAUGUCAUCCGGAGGAACCUCUAUCCAAUUAGCCCAAGAUGUAGCCAGGGAUUUGGUAGAGUGAGCUCUGAUCUUGGCCGGAGGCGUUAGCUUGUUCCGAAGGUAGGAGUCUGUUAUGACAGAAGCUAUCCAUCUCCUUAAGGUAGAGGAAGAUGCUGCUUCACCCUUAUGAAGGCCAGAUGGAAGGAUAAAUUAUUUUUUGUUUUUUCUGAAGUCCGAAGUAACAGGAACUUAAUGAGAAGUUCUCUCACAUCGAGAGAGAACCACUUCCUGGAGAAGAUGAAAUCUAGAAACGACUUUAGGAAGGAAGUCUUCAAUAGGUCUUAGGAUCACUUGAUCAUGAAAAAUAUGAAUGUGUGACUCAUCACUAGAGAAUGCCUGGAGUUCCGAAAUUCUCUUGUUUUUUUGAGACCGCCACCAGGAACUCUGUUUUAUCAGUGAGGCGUUUAUUGGAGAUAUCCUGCAGAUGUGCAUAGGGAUAUUCAGUUAAAGUAUUUAGGACCAUUGGUAGAUCCCAUGGAGGAGCUGUGUUUUUAGCUGGAGGGCGCAAGUGUAAUGCUGCCUUAAAGAACCUUGAGAUGAGAGGGUGAGAAGCCCAUGAGGUAUUACAAAGGGCUAAUAGAGCUGAGGACUGCACCUUCAAAGUGCUGAGGCCUUUGUCCAGGCCUGCCUGUAGAAAUUCCAGAACAUGGAGGUGAGUACAGUGUAGAGAAUCAAAAGACUUUGCCACAGCCCAUUUUUGAAAGGUUUCCCAAAUUCUGUAAUAGCAGGCAGAGGUAGACUGUUUCCUUGUCUUCAGGAGAGUAUUAAUUACUGCUUCGGAUAGGCUCUGGUUAUGGAGGAAUCCCCUUUCAAUAGCCAGAUCAAUAGUCUAGAUUCCAGCUGGAUGGGUUGGAUUGAAUCGCUGGACCCUGGAUGAGAAGGUCCAGGGAGAUUGGAAGUAACCAAGGAUGGGUCAGAGACAUUCUCAAAGUCUCCUGGGCCAGAUCUCCUUCUUCCCUGGGGAGGAAGACAUACCCCAGGUCGAAGUUCCAAGGGUGGAAAAGGGCGUCUUGACUGAAAGCUAGAGGGUCCUUGGAGAGGGAAAAGUAGCUGGUCACCUGAGCAUUCCUUCUGUUGGCCAUUAGGUCUAGCUGGGGCAUGCCCCAACUCUUCGUCAGAGCCCAUAAAACUCUGGAGUUCAAGCUCCACUCGCCUGGUAGUAUUUGAGUUCUGCUGAGAAAAUCUGCCAGAAUAUUUUCCGUCCCUGGGAGGUAGAUUGCUUUUAUCCCCUUGAUAUUAACUUGCGCCCAGGACAUCAGUGGAGUAAUUUCUUGUAAGAGAAGUUUGCUUCUUGUGCCUCCUUGGUAAUUUAUAUAUGCAGCCACUGCUCUGUUGUCCGUCUGUAUGGAUAUCCAAUGGCUCUUGAGAGCCCCAUGGAGUCUCUGUAAUGCAAUGUAUAUGGUCCUCAAUUCCUGCAGAUUUGAGUGGAAGUACCUUUCUGAUGGGUUCCAAGUGCCUUGAAUAGGACUUGUAUAGUGUGACGAGAGGCUUCCUGAAGGGAUGGAGCAACUAUUAAUAUGUCGUCUAGAUAGUGAAACAUGACUAGUCCUUGUUUUCUUAGAUGUGCUUUAAGAGCCACUAAGAUUUUUGAGAAGGUCUUUGAGGCAAGGCUUAAGCCAAAAGGCCUCUGAAUUGGAAAUGCUGUCCUAAUAUAUGAAAUUGGAGGCAAUGUUGAUGUUGGGAAUAAUAGUGGAUAUGGAUUCCAUCUUGAAUGAUAGACAUUUCGGAAAUAUGUUAGUGUUUUUCAGAUCUAUAAUUAGUCUCCAUUUCCCGUUGGGUUUUGGGGCCAAGAACACUGUCAAAUAGAUGCCUUUGUAUCUUUCUGAAAGAGGUACCUCUUCUUUGACACCCUGGAGAAGUAGUUUUUUUGACACCUGCUAUCAAGGCUUCUCCUUUUUCCCCCGAGUGUUUUCUAGACCCUAAUGAAGGAGUCGAAUUAGAUUCUGUAGCCUUGAUCUAGGAUAAACUUGUCCCAUGAGUCUGAAAUAUUUGUGGCCCAGACAGAUCGGAAAUUAUUAAGUCUUACUCCUAAGCAGUCUGUGUGGGCCUGUAAACCUUCAGAAGUUUUUAGAAGGAACUCUAGAUCCCCUCCCUCUGUUGGUUUAGAGGAAGAGGAAGGAGGUUGAUAGGAUCUCCAAGAUGCAUAUCUGUUAUAUACUUUCCCUAGGUAAGGACUUGUCAAAUCUCUUAUCUUUCCAUGAGUUCGAGUAUGCGUUGAGUUAGGAAAGCUUUCUUACUGUCUGCAGCUUUUUAGAUGGCUUCAUAGAGGACUUUUCCAAAGAGGAGAUCACCCUAGAAGGGAAGAGCACAAAGGAAAAGAGGACUUUUCCAAAGAGAUCACCCUGGAAGGGAAGAGCGCAAAGGGAUAGAGGACUUUUCCAAAGAGGAGAUCACCCUAGAAGGGAAGAGCGCAAAGUGAUAGAGCACUUUUCCAAAGAGGAGAUCACCCUGGAAGGGAAGAGCGCAAAGGGAGGCUUUUGAAGAGUAGUCAGCUCCCCAACAGUGUAGCCACAGGGCUCUUCUGGGUGAGACCGAUAAUGCCAUGCUUUUGGAAAUCAUCUUGGAUAUAUCCAGGGAAGCUUCGGAACUUAAGUCCGCUGCGAGUCUAAAGUCCCUAAGGUUGUCCAGAAGGGUUUCUCUUCUUACACAUCUUUGGAUAUCUUCUUCCUGACAUGGUUCUCACCGUGACAUCUAGACGGCCAGAUGUGGUCGACCCCAGAAGUGCCCAACAGGGGAUUUGGACCUGGGUACUUUGCGGUCCUGGGCCUACUUUACUGCCUUUCUGCCACCGCAUUUCUAGCUCUGUCCUACCUGGCUAUGUUUCCAGCACUAGGGGGCUGGACUUUUCCUGUGACUGCUCCUGUCUAUCUCAGCCCACCUGAAGUAGAUGCCAAAUCAGCCAGGUAUAAAACACUGCCUCUCUCUGAGGGCAGUGUCAGUUCAUUGACUUUGGUUCCUAUAUUUGUGUUCUUGAUUCAGUGUUCUCCAGACGGCUCCUGACCUUAGUUUAUCUUAUUGUUACGGUUGACCCCAGGCUGGCUGAGGGUUGGACAGCUUAGAUAUCCUGAUUCCCGAUCCUGGAGAGUAAUAACGAAGUUCCAAACAUCAUUCAGCGAUAAUCCGGAAAGUGUGAAGACAUCCAGCUAGCUAUAGAUAGCUAGUAUAAAGCAUUUCCCUACAACACGAGUCGAGGCUGCGAGUUGAGGGUAAGGAGACUGAUUUAUUUAUUGGCAAUGCACUGUUUAAAUACACAUUUUCAGGCCAGAGGAACACCCCUCUGGACCUGAUGGUACACAUGGUGACAAAGAGCAGCAGCCAAUAAGGAGAAAGUGCAUUCUUUCAAAUCCUCCCCUUUAGCCUGGAGAUAAUUAGUCCCAACGGUUACAGUAAUUCAAUUCAAUCUCCAGGUACAUGCAAUAUUGUAACUUUUAGACAUACAAGAAAAUUGAAUAAAAAUAUGUAACUUUUACACCAUGACUUUUACUUGUCACAUUCAACCUAUCCCCAGACAGCUGGGAUCUGAGCUGUCUAAUAUACGAAAAGCGCUCAGAUCUCAUGAAUGGUAUGGGAAUGCCAUGUGGGUAAAGAUUGUCCUGAAGGCUGUUUGGCAGUUAUUAGUCCAUGACCCCCCGGUCAUAGUGUCCUGCAAGGAGUCGGUAUACUCUAGGUAGUUUUAAAAUACCGAACGGCACUCUCUUUGGUAUUUUAUGUACAUAACGGACGGAGGUUGAGAAGUUCCAGCGGGGUUCGCAUGAAAUGAUAGCUGAAAAGAGUACCAGGCGUUUGACGACCAGGUUCCGCUGGGCGUUCGACAGUCAAAGAUGGCCCCGCCAUGUGUUCAUACAUACGAACGACGACCACCCUGUCGAUAGGCAAUUAGGCUGCGGUUAACCACAAAAUCGCAGCUUGUGGGUGGUUAACCAGGGGCAUACUCCUCAGGUAGGGUGUCGAUCGUUCGACAGCUGAUUCAGUAGUUGGUUUGACACUCAUACGAAUGGCGCCCACCCCGUCGAUGGGCAAUUAGGCUGCGGUUAACCAAAAAAAUGCAGCUUCUGGGUGCUUAACCGGGGACACACUCCUCAGCCAGGGGGUCAGCCGUUCGACAGUUUGUUCGGUAUUGUGAGAGGUGAACGGGGUUAAGUGGCAGCACACGCCAAGGGCCGGGUGGUCGGUCAUUCGUACAUACGAAUGACCUGUAAUAGUUUUUCAGUAAAUAAGCAACAAAGUAACAAAAUUAGUAAGAUUGUAGCAGACAGAGGGGACUUUGUAACACUUAUUGUUUAUCCUGACCCCUGGCAUCCUCUGACUUUGGCUUAUCCUCGACAAUCCUCCUGCUUGUGUCCUUGCCUGUACUGCAACUUAGAGCUAUAUCCUGCACAGCCCCCGUGCACUGACUCACAGCCCAGGUGGCUUCUUACCAGGUCACCUUGGUCUGUGUUUAUUUGCAAGGGUGAGCAUAUAACUUCCCUUAAAUAUGCCAUGGAGUCAAUGGGAAGCGUAGUACGUUUUGCAAUUUUUGUUUCUCAGCCGCAUCUAUUUUGGGGGUUGCAGUCCAAGUUUUGCAAUCCUUGGAGGCGAAGGGGUAAAUUCUUGGAUUCUUAUUUUUUAGUGUAACAUUCUUCUCUGAUCAGGCGCAUUCAUUAAGGAUCAAAUCCUUGAUAGAAGGAUGCACUGGAAAUGAGGGUUUGGAAGAUCUGAGGUCUUCUAAAUAUUUGUCGGAUUCUUGGGAUUCUGUCUUUUCUUGCUGUAAUUUUAGGGUAUUCCUUAUUAGGAUAAAUAGAUAAGCUUCUCAACAGAUUUGGAGUCUAAGGGUUUAGGGCCAUACUCCGUAUCCUCCUCCUCUUUGGCAUAAAUAUCCUCGAAGGAGUCCAGCUCAGAUUCAGAUGAGGGAGAAGAGGAUUCAGCGGUAUGACGUUUUCGAGAAUAGGUGUGUUUUGUAGAAGCCUGAAGCCUUCAGCUAUGGCUUGGGAUAUCCAGGUUUUUAGUUCUUCUUGAGGGGAAGUUCUUCUUUUCCUUGGCUGGAUGUCUGCCACUUCUGAUAUACAGGUGAGGCAUAUGUUUUUACCCUCUAGAGCAGUCUUGUUGCAGGCAAAGCAGUGAUUGGAUUUUUUUCCUUAUGUUUCUGGGGGAUCUAUCCUCACUCAUGCUUGGGCUGCAAAAUAAGAAGGGCCAUGUAAGUAACUAUGUAGCCCGUUUGGCACUCUUUCAAUUCCCUUAUAUACAUAAAAACAUUGGCUCACCUAUGUUUCUUUGAACCUGAGCUAUGAGAGGCAGAGGGAGAAGACCUUUAUAAAAAGGAAUAAAGGUUGUGAAGUGAGAAGACUGUUAUUCCCGGGAAUUUAUUUAUAAUCUAUGACUAUUAAGAAAUUGGAAGAUAAGAAUAUAGUCUUGCCUUAAGUCGAGUAAGAAAAUACCCAGUCAGUACUGAAGAUAAUUCUUUAGGAACAGAAGCGCUUGUCACUUUAAGAUUCUUUAGGAAACCUGUAACUUUAAGAGAGGAAAUUUGCGCAUACGCAGACUGUUCGGGAGAACGCUGAGCCAUUCGCGCCCUCUCUCUAGUUCAGUUCGCGCCAAACUGAGUGAACAGGUAUAAACGAACUGAAGCUAGCCGGGGAAUCCCUUUGAAUGCAAAAUUAGACGAACAGACAGGGAAACAAGUGAACAUCAAACUCCCGAACAAGGAAUUCCGCCGACCCGUGAGUACAAGAAAUGAGGAAAAGGUAGAAAUAGGAGAAAAAACUCCAGAAUGAAGAGGAAAAAGGUCUAUCUCCAAGAUUGCCUCAAGGUUCAGUAGGGGGAAUAUGUAAGGCUUCUGAAUUUCCAAUUGAGCCAUAGUCAUCAGCAUGUUGUAUGUUCAUCCACAUGGCAGAUUCAAAUAACUAAUUUGAAUCUGACCCAACUAGUCCUGCUCACGCAGGCUGUUUACUGGGUCAUUCAGGCACAGCGAGGCUGAACUGUGCCUGGGAGACCUAUGGUGCACAUAGGAAGGUGGUCAAAAAGAAAAUAGUGUACAUUUAAAGCUGUCUUGUCCGGUUAAGGACAGAAAAACAGACUGAGUUUUGGAAGGAGGAGGGACCUUUUAUGCCUCUAGCCUCGUUCUCUCUCUCUCUUUCUCUCUCUCUCUCUCUCUUUUUUUUUAAAUUGGUUUAAUCUUUCCUGAUCUAGUUAGGGGCCGAGUUUCCCAUUAGUGAUUCUGCCAUGAUUAGCCAGGAAAUUCUGAUUUUAACAGAUUAUUUUGCAAAAUAAAACGUGCAGACCUCGUUAAUAAAAACGUCCAAGUGAAAAAGAAAAAAAGAAAAGAAAAAAGAAUUCUUGCUAAUAGAGAUUUACAGCUUAUGAUCAACCAUAUUGUGACAUGAUUAAAUCCUUUAGUAGUAUAGUAUGAGAUGGAAGUUACACAGAUUUUUUUUUUUGAUUUUUUUUUAAAGAAAACUCUAAACUCCAAUGCCAAUAGACCACAUUAGUUUGAUUUUAAUAGGAAAUUGAUUUUUUUAUUGAUUUGUUUUUAAUUUUAAAUGCAAGACUUGCUGACCUUAUGGAAGACCAUCAGGAGGAGCUAGCAACGAUCGAGGCCAUAGAUUCAGGAGCAGUGUAUACACUGGCACUAAAGACCCACGUGGGAAUGUCAGUACAAACCUUUAGAUACUUCGCUGGUUGGUGCGACAAAAUUCAGGUAAGAUGCUUCCUCAUUAAUAUAUCCCAUUACAUAAACAUUACACGUUAUUUCUUUAUUAUUUUAUAUGUAUUGUUACAUACUUAAUCAGUUAUUGAUCACCAGUAUUUUUAUGCAGCUGUUUUUAUAUGUGUAUACAAGGGAACACAUAUGCAAAUAUACUUAUAUGGUAAUUUAUUUACAUUUUUUAUAGAUAUUUUAUGGAUUAUAAGAGAAAAUAUAUUCCUCCCUACCAUAAUUUUCUUUUCCUGGCCAUAGGGCAUGGCAGCACAACAAUGGUUAGCUGUAUUACUGUCAGAAUCACAUUAAUUACAACUUCUAUCUGUAUGCUGUGUUAGCAGGAUUUGUAGCAAAAUGUAUAUAUUGGAAGAAAAACAUAUUUUAUAAGAGUUAUUUCUUUCACCUGUCAUUCAAUCAGCUCUAUGGCAUAAAUUUCUGUUACAGGGAGAGACACAGGCGAAGGUGUAUCCACCCCCAACCUGCAAAAAAAUGCAUCUUCACCUGUGUUUCUUUUAACCCCCCCACCCCCCUUUGAAUUUUUUGCUCAGUUUUGUAUUUUUUUUACCCCCUCUUUUGAUUGUCUUAUCCGCUUUGGUGUAUCUUAUCCCCCAUUUUUCCCUUUUGUGUGUCUUAUGUGUAUCUCUUUCUUCCUCCAAGCACCUUUGUGUAUAUUUUUACCAGUCUCCUAUCCCUCAGUUUGUCUUUUACCCUUAGCCCCUUUUGUAUGUCUCUUAGCCCAAGCCCCUUUGUCUUUUUCUACCUUUCCCCAGCCCUGCCUCUCUGUGUGUCUCUGCCCCCCAGCCACUUUAGGUUUCUCUCUUUUUUUUUGUUGUCAAUCUUUAUUUUUGAAGUGCAGAGUAAAGUACAUAAAACAUUACUGAUGUAUGACAUGACAGAUAUUGUACAUGCGAAAGAUAAGAAGUCAAGGUAUACUGCACUUUUUUUUUUAAAGAAAAAACAGGAGGAAUGCAUAAGCAAGAAUACAUGACGGAAUUAAUUACUUUAAGGAAAAAGCAAGACAAAGGCACAGAGUAAUGAUAAAACAGCUUUAAAGGAUCACUAUAGUGUCAGGAAAACAAAGUGGUUUUCCUGAUACUAUAGUGCCCUGAGGGUUCCCCCACCCUCAGGGUUCCCCUCCCGAGUGGAGCGUAAAUGCUUUCCUAUGGACGCUCUGUGCGAUGGAUGGGAAAUUCGCAUCCAGCGUCGAAGAUGCGCCUCUAGCGGCUAUACGGAAGACAGCCACUAGAGGCUAUGUUUAUAUCUGAAGAGUUAAAACCUGAGGGACCUGGCACCCUGACCACUUAAUUGAGCUGAAGUGGUCUAUGUGACUAUAGUGUCCCUUUAACUGAAUAGAUAUGCUAGCCUAUGUAGCAAGUUUUAAACCUUUCGAGAUGGUAGGCGCCUUUUAGGGUGGGCGAUCCUCCGCUUGUGUGGUAGAUUCCCGGAGGCUACGCCUCGGUGGGCUCUUGGCCUAGGUAGGCGGACUGUAGAGUGUUGUGGCACUUGUGUGGUGGCAAUGCCUUGAGGGUUUCCCCUCUGUCCAGGCAGCUCUCCCCUCUCGAUAACCUUCAAUCGCCCAGAUUGGGUUGCUUGUGCACGGGUCUGUAGCUUUAGCCAGAAGUCCUGGAAUAUCACAUUCAGCCUCUGCGGGAUAGAUUCCAAGGGGUCAUAGUGAGGUAUGAGUGGUGGAGGCAUGUUUCACUUGGGCAGUAUGACAGCCGCCAUCUUGGAUUCUCAGUUUGAGCGAUUUGAGCCCUGUGCAGGCGAUAUGGAUUGCUUGUGCCUUGCCUGACAGUCCUGACCGUGUUACUUCCUCCCCCAGCCCAUCUGUGUUUGUCUUUUUCACUCCCAAGACCCUUUAGUGUGUUUAUUGCUCUUCCACCCCCUAGCUUUGUACAUCCUCAGGCCCAGUGAGUACUUCCUGUCAAACCAGGUAUAGGAUACAGAAGAUCCUCUACCUGCACUUCUCUCGGCUACGCUACAUGUAGCGACCGGCAGGAGGGGAGUGCUCCUCCUGCCAGUCACCCGGCGAUUGUGUGUCUCUAAAUAGAUAACUUGAUAUUUCUUUUCUUUUUUAUUAGGGUUCUACAAUACCAAUAAACCAGGCUCGUCCAAACCGCAAUUUGACGUUUACUAAAAAGGAGCCACUUGGGUUAGUAAGUUUCUGUAAUAGAGAAUUCCCUCUUUGAUUCCUAGUGAUUAGUCACUGCUAAUGUUAAAACCCGCUGUCCUCUAUUUUCAGAGUCUGUGCUAUUGUCAUUCCUUGGAAUUACCCUCUGAUGAUGCUGGCUUGGAAAAGCGCAGCCUGUUUAGCUGCAGGAAACACGUUGGUUCUGAAACCGGCACAGGUACCUUUUAUUUAUUUAAAAUACAUAUUAAGGUGCUGUGCGCACACACACACACAAAAAAACUGUUUUAAAUUUGACAAGGACACUUAAUAUUACCUACCCUAGCAAACAAAUAUGGGGAUUCAGUUACACAAUAUGGCCAUAUUGUGUUAAGCCCACCACUACGUCACAGCACACAAAUAUCAAUGGGUCCUACACUAGUUUUAAUUUAGGAAAUUAACAUGCGAACUACAAUACUCACUGCUUCCAUAGGUAUUAAGAUGUGGGGAACAUAUUAUAGGCAAAACCAAGCAAUGAAAAGCCUUGCGUUCUUAAAGAAAUCUUAUAUUGCCUACUUCAGUGAGUAGAUAGCACAUACCCCAAUUUAAUAUUCUAUGUCAAGCCCUGUGAAGUUAUAAUCCACCUCCAAUUAAUGCCAGACUUUAACUAGAUUUCAAAAGUGUAUUUGAUUGGUUGUGUUUUUUUCCAAGGUAUAAUCUUUAUUUAUCUGCACUAAGCCUUGUUAAAUAAUCUCAGACCUAGGAGACAGCAAUUCAAAUUUUUAAGGAAAUCAUGUUUUUUAUCCCGUUUGUGACGGACCGCCUGGCACCCUGACCAGGUACCUCCGUCGAUCGCUGCUUCCUAGUAAUCCUUGAGUACCAUAAGUACCGCACCAGACACCAUAACCAUCGUAAACCCCACAAACUGCCGCAGCUUGGUUGGGGUAUCGCUGUCCUCCACCCAUGCUGGACCCAAGACCAGGAUCCAGCUUCCAGUGGGUAGACCUUUCCUAGUCCAGAGAUCAGAGCAGGCUGCUCUUACAAGAGCAAUCGUUAUAAUCCAAGGGAGUAUUGUGAUUAUAGCAAUCCCCAGAGUGAAUAUAGCUCUCCAAUCCACCAAACAUGAGCCUAGACUUCAUGAAGGGUGAAACAAAUCUGUUUAAUGGCAGCCACAACUGGCCUUAUAUGCAGGUCCCCAUGCAAGGGGAGAGUAGACUACAGUAAAAACAUACACAUGAUUACUUUGGCUCUCAGGUCCAGGACACUCCCAUACAAAAUAGGUCAAUCCCUCCCCUGUGCCAGCACAGUAUUAAACUCAAAUAUCUCCAGGCACAGAAAACAUACAUUUUUACAAAAAAACAAAAAUACCUUUUAAACACACAAAAUCCCCACAAACGUUACAUCCCCUGAUAGCCCCGAUCUGGGGGACCAACAUAUCCAAAAAUAACCCCGAUCGGUUCAGAAAUUUCCUGGAAGUCAUAAUUUGACCGACCGCACGCAUGGUCCCAUGCCAAAAAUAGUUCCAUAGAAUCGUGGCUAAGUGCCGCUGGGCACCGACCGGGAACCGCAAAGUCUUCAUGCCAAAAAUAGUUCCAAAGCAUUUGCGGCUAAGUCCCCCUGAAGUCUAUUUGCAGUUUUGGUCCAUGCGAACAGCCGCCAGGGAGCUAGCAUUCAGUACUAUGAGCAUGAAUGAAAAGUGCCGAACCAGAGAAACCAGAGGGAAUAAAAUAUGGGUCUUUACAGUUGCUGACCUGGCCCAUAGUCGGUGGGCAGGAGGCCAGCUUCCACACUCCUCCAGGGGUUCGUGGGAAACGUCUGGGAAAAGCGGCAUUUGUCACACGGUUCUAACCAUAUUAUGUCAUCCUUUGCAGUACAUUUAUUACCUAACUAGAUGCAUUAUUUAUUUUUGACAAUGUUUACAAAGUAUGACGUCAUACCAUGCCCUCUACAGAUGCAGAGAUUAUUAGAAAUUCCUGAAGUGUGUAUGUAGGAAUUUAAAGGAUUUGGUUUUGAACGCAUUUUGUAUAUCUCUUAGGUCACCCCUCUGACAGCUCUAAAGUUUGCAGAACUGGCAGUAAAAGCUGGUGUACCCAAGGGUGUGAUCAAUAUCCUGCCAGGAUCAGGUAAUGGGUGCUAUUUGGUACCACCACAUUCUAACCACAGACCUAUAUACAAUGUAAAAUAAUCGAUAAGGAAUGUAGGAUUGCUGUGUUUUUCAUUGCAAAGGUUAAUAUUUGGCAGCAUAUUCAGAUUAUUUCAUUAUUUAAUUAACUUUGGCACACAUCAGAGUAUUCCCUGUCAGAGUAUGCUUACUUUGCUGGGACUGUUAUAUUCAUUCAAUUUUUUUGGACUUGUGUAGGUGGUCUUGUAGGACAACGUCUGUCUGAACAUCCAGAUAUUCGCAAACUUGGUUUCACUGGUUCUACGCCAAUCGGUAAACAGAUCAUGAAAAGGUAUAUAGCAAUUAUGAUUGAUAUACAAUAUCCUGUUGCAUACUAAAAUCCAGUGUUGUGACAUGUUACUACUGUCAUAUUCUCGAACCCACAAUCCGGACGCACACCUGCAGGACUUCUUCAGGGCUGUCCUCCCUUAAGAAAUGCCCAAGCAUGCCACAUUUGAAUCUCACCAACUCUGCAGCCCUUUAAAAAUCUUUAAAAACACACUUCUUUAGAAAAGCCUAUUAUCUCACACCUUAACUCCUCAUCCAUGACAAGCUUGCUGCGUUAUCUUAUCUCCAAACCACUGUGCAUCUUCCUCGGAUAAAUUUUUAAUGAUUUAUUUUUCUAAAUAUUUAAAUAUCAAACAUAUAUUACGAAAAAUAUAUCUAUCUAUAUAUAGAUAUAUAUAUAUAUUUUACAAUUAUUAUUUUUAUAUGAAAUAAUAUUAAAUCAUUGGAUUAUAUUUUUAUUCAAAAAUAUAUCAUUUAAAAAUAUUAAAUUGAGUCCAUAAUGUGCAGUAAUGUGGAACACAAUGAGGGUUCAAAUAAUAUCUAUUCAGAUAAACAGCAACAUCCACUCCAAUUGCAUGCAGUCACUGGUAUUACACAUUAUUCUGACCUUAUUUACACCUAAUUUGAUUCACUGGCUCAAGCACACAGAGAAUGGUUUAUACUCAGUGAAAGGUAAUUGGACUGGAUUUUGUUUUCAGAGAUACAUUUAUCUUCGGUAAUUGAAAAACAUUUUCCUAUCAUUUGCAACAGCCGUUUAAUGAUAAAUUAUUGAUACAAUUUAUCCCAGAUAACACAUUCCAGUUUUGUGUUAGCAGAUAAACUCCAGGACAAACAAGCUUUGUAGGCACUCACUACACAAAUCCAGUUAAAAGGAUACUAUAGUGCCAGGAAUACAAUGCUGCCUCUCCCCCUCCGGUGAAUAAAGGGUAAAAAAAACGUUAUUUGCUUACCUGAUCCCAGUCGCCGAUGUCCCUCUGCGUAGGGUCGACGCUCCGCCACCUCUGACUUCCUGUGAUGAGCAGGCGCUAAUGCGCAGCAGGCACUGGAGGCAGAUUUAGAGCUGCAAUGUAACAUUGCAGUUUCUUUGGAACUUCAAUGUUUAACAUUGCAGCACUAAGUGCAAAAGGGACACCGCACCAUUGAAGUGGUCUGGCUGCCAAUGGUGUACCAUUAAACAAUGCAUUGCUUUUCAGUGUUGUCAAAAUAAAUUUUUCAUAAUUUUUUUACAAAAUUAUAGUUUUUUCUAUAAUGAUCCCUACAGUGUGUUGUACUAAAUUCUGCAACUAUUUAAAACUACUAUAGCCCUCGUACCCCAAUCAAAACGUUAAAUAAGGCUUGGACUCCCCAUUAUCACCACUAAUCAUGGAGAAUUGAUAUAUGUUUUUCUUGUACCCUCUACCCUCAUUGCUUCCUGCCCCUGUCCCAAAUGAUGGAAAUGGAUUUUGAAACUUCCAUUAUCGUAGCUGUUCUUACCUCCUGGUCCAUCCUUCCCCUUCCUGUGGAUUUUGAUGAAUUAACCCGGGGAUGUUAAAUCCCACCCAUCUCUUAUUGUACUCAUUUUAAAAUAAAUGCCAGUGGAUACCCAGUCCCCUGGUUCUCUAACUAACUCAACCCCUGUAUGGGAUAUAGUAUGCCAAAAUGUUAUUGCUUCACUUCACUGUAAGCUGUUUCUGUUUUUAUAAAGCUGUGCUGUCAGCAAUCUGAAAAAGGUUUCUUUGGAACUUGGUGGAAAAUCUCCUCUUAUCAUCUUUAAUGACUGCGACCUUGACAAAGCAGUUAGAAUGGUAAGAUCUCUUUAACAGAUCUACACACACAGUAUAGAUGGAAUAAUGACAGCAAUUACAAACAUGGCGUAUAAUAUAUCAUAAAAAAGAAUUGGUUGUAAAGACAUAGCCAUUGCAUUAUUCUGCUGAGCAUUGCACUGGCUAUGCUCUCUUCCAUCAAAAUGUUUAGAAAUGUAGGACUUAAUACUCUUUGUAUAAUCACACAGAUUUUAUAGGAUUUUGUGGCAAUCACACUGUUGAAUAAUUCUGUACUCUGCCUUUGUGUUUUUACAUUCAAGAUGCAUUAUCUUGCACUUAUCCACAUUAAAUGUCAGUUGCCACAAUUCUGACCAUUUUUCUAGUUUACCUAAAUCAUUUGCCAUUUGGCUUAUCCCUCCUGGAACAUCAACCCUGUUACAUAUCUUAGUAUCAUCAGCAAAAAGACAUACCUUACCAUCAAGACCUUCUGCAAUAUCACUAAUAAAAAUAUUAAAGAGAAUGGGUCCAAGUACAGAUCUCUGAGGUUCCCCCACUAGUGACAAGACCAUGCUUUGAAUAUACUCCAUUGACUAUAACCCUCUGUUGCCUGUCACUCAGCCAUUGCCUUACCCAUUCAACAAUAUUGGAAUCCACACUUAAAGAUUGCAGUUUAUUGAUAAGCUUUCUAUGUGCAACAGUGUCAAAAGCCUUACUGACAGCAAUGUGUACAGGUCUAUGUGGUUGCUAUCCAAAACAUUAGAGGUAGACCAGUUAUCAUGGAAUUCAAUGGAAUAAAUAAGAGCACUUUUUAGAUUUCCAUGGUCAUUGCAGUGGUUUUACAGAAUUGCCCCACUUUUCAUGUAAAGAGACAAUGAGAACCGAUUGAGGCUAAAAGAGGCAGAGAUGCAUUGGAACACUCAAUUCUUGAGUCUGUACAAUGACCCAACAAAUAUAAUUUAGGAUUUUUUAUUUCUUAUUUUAAGUCUGCAGCACUUACUAGAUGCUAAGAGAGAAAUAUUAAUGUAUCACACAGCCAUAAUUCACCUCUUUGACCCGUGUUUGUCCAACAUGCAGGGUAUGGGAGCUGUGUUCUUCAACAAAGGCGAGAAUUGCAUUGCCGCUGGCAGACUUUUUGUCGAGGAAUCCAUACAUGAUGAAUUUGUGAGACGAGUGGUAAGUUCUCUGUUAAGAAAAUUCAGAAUGUUCAUUUACUUUACAGCAAGACGUAAAACACAUAUAGGUACACAGAGAGAUAUAAGAACAUGUUGUUGUCUAGAUCAACAGUCAAGCAAUUACACUUUACAGAAGACUCAUCUCUACUUUGCAGUAAUUGGGCUCCAAAGUGUAACAAACGACAUGAAUUAGAAAGGAAUUUAACAGAAUACUGAUAUUGGAUAAUAGUCCCUGAAAAGUUAAAAGUAAAAAAAAAAAAAAAAAAUGUAAUUCUCUAAACCUGUAGAUAGAUCAUAAUGAGUCAACCCUGUUCACAUUUAUACUAAUUCAUACUAUGGCAACAUGCAAUUUCUGAUUAACUAAAAAUUAGUCAAAAAUGGAAAACGUUAAGUUACUGUAAGCCUCCAAGCAAAAAACCCAGUACGCCAUGAAAGAAAACGAACACUGGCUGACAGUGACUCUAAACUGCAGUGAAUUAAAAAACAAACAGAAAAACAUGGUAACAAAAAAUAUAAAAUUUAGACGAAAAUAGAUGAUUUUUUUUUUUCCAACUUAGCUCUCAUCACAGCCUGGCCAUUUAACCUCUUCCACCUACAGAUAAAACUGAGGAAAUAAUAAAUGGAUUCCAUUCCAGUAUGCAUUACACUUUGUAAAAAUCACUGAUAGUAUAUGUAUGUGAAUGAAACCAGAAUGUCCUUUUUGCUUGAACACCACUGUAAGUUUGUGGAAAAUAACACCUAACAGGAGUUCGUUUAAAGCUGGCACAUUCUCACCGCUCCAGGAGGUUCUGAGAAAUUAUAAGGCGCACAUGUGAUCAAGUGCUAUUUAUACACAGUAAAUUGGCAGUGAUUUAGAAUCGUCAUAACCAUGAAAUUCCCAUCUGGAGAUUUUUUUAUUUUUCGUUUUUACUACUAUAAUGAUAAUGCAUUUUUAAAAUACAUUUUAUUGCAGAAACUUAAUCUUUUUGGGAAGCUUAGUAUUGAGGAGUCAUUUUUCUCCUCAGUAGAUACUUCAAAACCCACGUGGAGAAUGAAUGAGAUGACAUUUAAAGCUAGUUUUAUUAAUAGUAUAAAGUCACAAACCAUAUGUAGCUCAAGGAAGCGAACGCUCGCUUGGCAUCGAGAAAUGCCAUUAGAGUAGUAAUACUAUCUUCUUGUUCCUUUAUAAGUUACCUUAAAAAUCUUUUUUUUUUUUUUGAAUGUCUAUCAUUUGUGGUUAAUUAUUUUUGAUAGGUGCCUGGAAUUAGCUAAGCAACCCAUUCAUCCACAAUAUUGUAAUAUUAAAUGUCCAGAAGUUUUUAUAAUUUCAAAUUUAAGGCAAAUACAGGUAAACGGAAUAAAAACAACUCUGUUUUUAGUUUUGGUUUGGAUAUAUUAUACUCAUGUGUGACAUGUUCUUUGCAUUCAGUUUUAAAGGGACACUGUAGUCACCCAGACCACUUCAGUUCAUUGAAAUAGUCUGGGCGCAGUAUCCCUUUUGCACUUAGUGCUGCAAUGUAAAACAUUGCAGAUCCAUAGAAACUGCAAUGUUUGCAUUGCAUCUCUUAGUCUGCCCUCAGUGGCUGUCUCCCAGACAGCCACUAGAGGGCUUCCUGAAUUUAAACGGACUUUUGCUCUGGUAUCUGACGCUGGACAUCCUCAUGCUCUGCAUGAAGACACCCAGCGUCAGAUUUUUCCCCGUAGAAAAGCAUUGAAUUAAGGAGGUCUAAUGUGCCAGCUGCAUUUUCCAGGCAUGUGCAUUUGAAGGGGGUGGAGCGUCGACUCAGCGCAUAGUGACAUCAUCGCUGCAGCAAGAUAAGUAAAUAAAGGGACUGGGAAGGCAGGGGGAGCGGUAGUUCCAAGAAUACAGCUUUUUUUUCCCUGCCACUACAGUAUUCCAUUAAUGACAAUUCACAUAUUAGUAAAUAAUAAUUUUAUUUAAAACCCUAAUUGUGUUUUAUAUGAUGCUCUGGUGAAGUUGUUAAAUCGGCACUGUUACAAUCUGAGAGUUUUUCCUAAUUUGCAAAAAAGACCCUCAAUGGUGACAUUGCCUCUGGGGGUUUGGUGGCCGGGGGUGGCAAAAGAUUUGUUCUACUUACGCGAACCUGUCCCUUGCGGGCACCACCAUCUUUUUUUUGGUGGGUCCCUUUUCAGCCAAUGUCACUGCUGUCCUCUCUCGCACACGCAUGCGAGGUCUAUGGAGGAUCCUGCAAGACCGCAGGAUACCCCAAAAAGAAUAGCCAAUUCCCUGCAGCCGUCAUUGGUGAAUUGGGGAACUGACAAUUCUUGACGGCGGUAGUGUCUAGAAGUGUCAGGUGUAGGAGAAAUACUGAGACAAAGUCAGUUACCCUGUUUGUAACAUAAAACUACAACAUCCAGGUUGGUUUUCAAUAUAAAUUUUACAACCUCCGAAUUCUAAAGUUGGCAGUUCAUGUUAACCCUACUGGUUGGUUGGGUGGUUGAUUGAAUGAUUGAUUAGCAGUUCCUUUAUAAAUGAAAGUAAGCAGCAUUAUAAUAUCUGUUUUUUUCCAAGGUAAAUAUGACUAAUGACUUGCAGACAUGCAUAAUGCGUACUGGAAUGGAAUCCACUUAUUAUAUCCUCAGUUUUAUCUGUAGGUGGAAGAGAUUAAGAAGAUGAGGAUUGGUGAUCCUUUGGAGAGGUCUACAGACCACGGGCCACAGAACCACAGAGCCCACUUGGAAAAACUGCUGGAAUAUUGUGAAACUGGAGUGAAAGAAGGGGCCACACUGGUGUAUGGGGCCAAACAAGUACCUCGACCAGGUAUCCUUGCAUUAUCCCACUGCUUAGUUAUAGUUAAACCAGUGUCCAUGAAUAUGCGGUAUUAUAUACUACGAAGCAGCAUCUCGUUGAGCUCCAUGUUAUUUCCACACUGUUUCAGCACUCAGUGUGCCAUAAGUCCCACCAUUGCAGCUAUAUAGAGCCACAGAAACUGUACCCUGCCUGGCUGAGAAUAAUGGUAACUGCAGUCCUCAUUCGUUAAUAAAUGUAUACAAUAUGAGUAUACAAUUUACACCACAACAAAAUAACAUACAAAAUAUAUACAGGGAAUACGCUGUUUCUGAAACACAAAUAUACUUAACUUAGUGUAAUACAGUAUAUAAAUAGGCACCAAAUCUAUUGAACUCACAAGAUUUAGAAGUUAUGAAUCAGCAUAAAACAUCUCUCCUUUAAACUAGGAAUCGCAAAUAACAGAGCAUGAAAAUUCUUUUGAUUUGGCUAUAUUGUCCUAAAUAAUGCAAUUCUACUAUCAAUUCUCUACAAAUCCAAAUGUAUUAAUAAACACCUAAUAGAUUUCAGGAAAAACUUUCAAUGGUGAUAAAAGCACAGAAAGUUGUUUGUCAGUGUGUGUUCUCGAUACUCUUUGUAGACAACGUAGGAUCUCAGACUCUCUCUUCCUUUAACCCCUUAAGGACACAUGACAUGUGUGACAUGUCAUGAUUCCCUUUUAUUCCAGAAGUUUGGUCCUUAAGGGGUUAAAAAAACUGAUUACUCUCACAGUGAUUCUGAAUAAACCAAUGCUGCUUUUUAAAGUGUAAACAGGAGGCGGAUAUGUAUAUGUGACCUUCACCCAGAGAGCAAGGUGUGUGUGACACAGAGGGGCAGCGUAUAGGAGAACGUGUUAGCCAGAGAGCAGGGGAUCUAAUGUGAUUCUGUGACAUUAAGCCAGGCAGUAUUCUAUACGAGUAACAUUCAGACAGUGUAUGUUAAUAAUGCAAAGCCAGCGAACAAAGGAGAAAUAUCUGUGUCACUUUCAGCCAGAGUGCAGUGUGGGAACAUAAAGCAGUGAAAAUAGAUGGGGUAAGCAAUGUGCAGCCAAGAAAGCCAUGUGCAUGGGCGAAAUUCAGUCACUGAGCACUUAGCAAUACGUUCUUGGCCAGUAGCCAUUAAUGAUCUCACUGCAAACUGUGCAAUUUAACUUCCACAGGAUUCUUUAUGGAACCAACCGUAUUCACCAAUGUUGAAGAUCACAUGUAUCUUGCAGAAGAAGAGUCCUUCGGUCCCAUAAUGGUUAUUUCAAAGUUUAAAGAUGGGUAUGUUACAGUAAAAUCAUCUUUGUGGUUCAGCCAGCAAGUAGGCCCAUAGCUGUUUUAAAACGACAUGUCCCAUGAUGCUUUGCUAAACGUUGGAAGCGUUUAUCUGCUAUACAAUUGCUUUAGAUUUAGUCAUUUGCUGUACCCUGGAUUUUCUUUCUGAUUUUUGAAGACAUUUUCUCCUUUAAUAUAAAAACAUUGUAAAUCUAUUUGUACAAAAAAAAUAUUUUGAGCAUUGAAAAGACAAUUUGCAAACCAUAAACAUUAAAAACUUGGCUAUAGUUGAAAAUGAGAGAAAUCUCAAUGUAUCCUUCCUGGUAAGAUAUUUUAUAAAUAAAUAAAUGUAUUUUCAUAUUUAAAAAACUGAAUUUUAACUAUAUCCAUGAUAGCUGUGGCUAGCCUACAAUAUUAUUGUGUAUAUACUGUCAUCUGGUGGCCAGGCAAGAUAUUACACACACAAAAAAUAUAUGCUUGUAUUUUUGUUGUUUGCCCAUUCCCCUACAUUAUUUACUGUUAAAUGUUUAAGUGCAACUUUUGCUAAAAAGGCUGAUUGACGUUUUAUAUAGUGCUUUUUAAGGGGUUACUCCAAGAACCAUGACCAGUUAAGUUAUUUGAAGUGGUCAUGGUGCCUGGAGUCUGUCUCUAUGCGCUAGCUUUCACUAUGAAAUGCUGCACAUACAGAAUUUAACCCCUUUGCCGCCGCUGGUGUAACUCUACCUCUGGCAGCAUCCAUUGGGGCAUGAUUAGCUAGCCCGGAACAAGAGUUCAGGGCUGGCUUAUGUGAAUUCUGUGCAUAUUAGUGUCUGACGUCAGCACGUAUCCCUCCCAUGCUGCCCAUGUCCUGUCCUCUCCUACAUCCCUCCCCUGCCAGCAAGGGGCUGGAGGAAUGGAGGUAUGGAGGUAAAUUGUAGAUUUUUUAAAAAAAAAUUUAAAUGUUGGGGGUGUUGUAGAAUUAUUAGGCCUCUAUAAAUUUGUAAGGCCCCUUUAAAUCCUCUUGCUAUACCUCUAAGAGGCCCCCAUAGUUUUACAAGGAAGCUUUGUCUAUAGAACAUAGAAUUUGCAUGUCAGCAAGAAAUAGCUUUGAUAAAAUGUGUAUUUACUAAAAUCCUUGAAACUUAACCUUGAGAAACUAACAAGUGCCAGCUACGCUCCAAAUGGAUAGCUGCCAAAAGGCCCCUCCCGUCGAGUGAGCUCCUCAUUUUAACAAGAUGGCGCUAAAACCUGUAGGAGUUAAGAAAUUACGUAGAUAGUGACCUAAGAAUGGGGAGGGCAUUUUACUAACAUCUUAGCACCUAAGCCAAUUAACAAUGUCUAUUUGUCUAUAUCUUGAUUUUCUUCAAUGAUGUAAUAAUGCCUUUAUAAGGGUCUGCGCACCCAUUUUCUGGCAGAAGCCAUUAAACUUCUCUGAAGUUCUUUCAUUACCCUGAACCUUGUGUCUCAGUGUGAAUUUACUUCUGCGUGCACGCAACUUUAUUAUCUUUAAUUUGGACAGGAACAGAUAGUCAUUCAAACUAAUUGGUUUGCAGUAAAUUAUCUAGAACAAGGGGACCAGGAUAGGAAAAGAUACUCUAACAGAAAACUGUGUCAAGUGUUUGUCAAAUAUUGUUUCUGUAAUUACCAAGAACAAACUUGGUAGAAAUGAUAAAUUACAGUGACAAACCGCAAAACAUCCUAUAACUCAAUUAUCAGGCCCUGUUCAGGUCUGUUACCUUUUAUCGAGGACUCAUUCAGGAUCUGUGCACUUUUUACCUACUGCCAGUUUAAAGCUAAAAUAUGGUCUUUGUUCCAGAGCAGUCAAUAAACGCACUAGAAAGGAUUCCAUACACUCACUAUUCAUUUUACUAAAGGUCCCUCUGAGUUCAGUUUAAUGGGGAUUCAGGCAUGCAUUGCAGCUCGGUGGGAAUUGGGAAGAUUCAAUUUUAGUUCAUGUUGAGAAGCUCUGGUACUCUCAGACACCUUGGGGUAGAUUUCAAAUUGUUUCCAACAGAAAGGUACAAAAGCUCAAAGGGUGGACCAGUAACAAUGGAAACAAAUGCAAUCAGAAGGAACAUUACAAUUGGUUUCCACGGCAACUGCUAAAACAUUUGACCUUAAGUUUGAAAUUAAUUUUGAAUUCAAACUUUAGUAAAGUACCAGCAUACGUUUUGGCUAAUUUGGCCCUAAAUUUGAAAUUCACUUUCAAUUCCUUUGAAGAACCCUGACAAUUUAACAAAUGACUUAGUGACGUCUCAUGUGUUUGCUCAAUCAGCUUAUAGUUUAGUUUGCCCUCUUAGCUUGUCCUUUUAGGCACCGGAUCCCCUCGCUAUGCAGAUUUAUGACAUGUGUCAGAUGACUGUUUUCAGCCAAUUGCACAAAAUGGAUGCUGUGUUGCACACACUGACUCCAGGCACCAUGACAACCUCAAAUCACUUUUGUGGUCAUGUUGUUUGAAAUUAUCCUUAAAAUAAAUACAUUUCAGACCUACAAAUGUUCAAUAAAUUCUUACAAGUCAUGGAUGUAACUCAUUUACUUCACUACAUUGAAAUAUGCAAAUAUUGCUGUUCGUGACAGACCUAUUUUUGUUUGAAGCUCAACAUGUUGAUAUUAUUUUAUGCAGAGACAUCGAUGGAGUGUUGGAACGAGCCAAUAGAACAGAAUAUGGACUAGCAUCCGGCGUCUUUACACGAGACAUAAGUAAGGCCAUGUAUAUCAGCGACAAACUUGAUGCUGGAACGGUUUUUAUUAACACCUACAACAAGACAGAUGUUGCUGCGCCGUUUGGAGGCUUCAAACAAUCUGGAUUUGGCAAAGACUUAGGUAAUUAUAUAGAAUAUUUAUGGGGUUUAUUUAUAAAGAGCAAAUUUAAGGUAGGAUUAUAAAGUGGAACAAUUAGGAAUUACAUUCAGUUUCCAUGGUGACUGCUCACUUGCAGAGAUUUGGCUCACAAUUGCUCUUUGCAUAUCUCCUUCAAUGACUAGUGAUGCGUCAGUCAAUAUAUCUAAUACUCCACUUCUAGAGCUAAAAUGUAAAAUACUCUGUCCAAGACUACUGCAUCUGGCAAAUUGUCUGUAUGUCACUUUCAGGGCUAUUACCUAAAAUGUGAAUUGAGAGCAACUGACAAGAAUUUUUUAGUUUUAGGACAAAAUAGUCCUAAAGUGGGAAAUAAUAGAGAAAAUUUAUAACAAACUUACUGUAAUUUUCUUUUCCUGGCUAUUUCUCAUGGUAGCAUCACUUAUGGGUAGCUCCUCCCUUAACAGUCACAGGACAGGAAUUAAUUAGACUGAUGGGUAUAAAGAGUCCCUCCUACCCCUACACCACAGUCCAAUUAUAAAGCUGAAAAUUAAAAGAAAGGGCUGGAACCCUGAUGCUGCCAUGAGAAAUAGCCAGGAAAAGAAAAUAACGGUAAAUUUGUUAUAAAUUUUCUCUAUUCCUGGCUAAUCAUGGCAGCAUCACUUAUGAGUAAUACCCAUGCUCACAGAAUUAUAGGGUGGGAAUAAUAAACCUAGAAAAGACACUGAACAGACUUUUAUGCUGCAAAGAAAUGUAAUAUCAACGGGAUAAAUAAACCGUAGACAGGACACUCUUCCCAAAGGAGGUGGAAGGAGAGUCCACAUCCAGUUUGUAGUGUUUCAAGAACGUCAUCGGGGAAGACCAGGUGGCUGCCCUGCAAAUAUCAUCGUAUGGAACCUCUGCCCAAUUAGCCCAUGAAGUCGACAAUGCUCCAGUAGAAUGAGUUCUUAUCUUCAUUGGAGGAGAUCGACCUUUAGAGAUAUAUGCUUUCCUGAUUACCAGUGAAAUCCAACGUUUUAAUGUAGAUAAAGAAGCCGCCUCACCUCUCCUGGUUCCCGACGGUAAAACGAAGAGUUAGUCAGUUUUUCGGUAAGACUCAGAACACUUAAGGUAUAUGGACAGGCAGUUCAUGACAUCCAAACGUUGCCAUCUAACCUCCUCUGGCGAAGAAGGAUUGGGGUAGAACGAUGGAAGGACCACUUCUUGAGAGAGAUGAAACUGAGAGACCACUUUAGGAAGAAACUCAGGUUUUGGUUUCAGACACACCCUAUCCUGAUACAAUUGUAAACAAGAAGAUAAGGUAGAAAAUGCUUUAAUCUCCGAAAUUCUUCUUGUGGAAGUAAUUGCCACCAAAAACAAAGUUUUAUACGUCAGGAGGGUAGCAUCCAAACUCUCAAGUUUCUCUCUGAACCAUAAGAGUGCUGAGGCUAAGGCCCUUAUCCAGACCCAAUUGCAGGAACUCCAAGAUCUCAGUAUUGUGAGGAUGCAGGAAGUCAACAUUUUUGGCCGAAGCACAUUCCCGGAACACAUCCCAGAUCCUAUGGUAGCAUAGCAUGGUAGAAGUUUUCCUUGAUUGCAAAAGGGUAUUGACCACUGCUUCUGAGAGACCUAGUAGUUGAAGUCUUUCUUUUUCAAGACCCAUAUCCCCAAUUUGAGGCGUUCCAGAUGAGGAUGAAAUAUUGGGCCCUGCGUUAGCAGAUCCUCCGUAGCAGGAAGAGGCCAAGGCUGUUCUUGGCUCAUCAUAGCCAAUAGGGGGAACCACGGCCUCCGAGGCCAAAUCGGAAUUAUGGCAAUAACCUUCUUGCCUUCCGACCAAACCUUCCGCAGGAACCUGGGUAUCAUGGGUAGGGGAGGGAACGCAGAUCGAAUGACCAAGGAAGAGAGAGAGCAUCCUGGCCCAUUGCCUGACUGUCCGGGUGGAGGGAGAAGUAAUUCUCUACCUGAUGAUUCUGGGAGGACGCCACCAGGUCGAUCUGGGGUAUGCCCCACCAAUGGGCAAUCCAUGCAAAGACUGCCGGGUGAAGUUUCCAUUCUCCCGGAAGAGUUUCCAUCCUGCUGAGGAAGUCUGCGGUCACGUUCUCCGAACCUGGAAGAUCGCCUUCAGACCCUGGAGAUUGGUCAUGGCGAUUGUCAUCAAGGGAGCUAGCUCCGUCAAGAGCAAUCUGCUUCUUGUGCCACCUUGGUUGUUCACAUAUGAAGAAACCGCUCGGUUGUCUGUUUUGAUCAGUACCCAAGAAUUUAUGAUCCUUGGUAGGAACACCAAGAUGGCCUUGGAAAACGCUCUCAGUUCUCUUAGAUUUGAGUGUAGCUGACUCUCUUCUCGGGUCCAUUUCCCUUGAGUCCAUGUGGAAUUGAAGUGGGCAUCCCAUCCAAAAGAACUGGCAUCUGUUGUAGUAACCUUCCAAGGAGGUUCCUCCAACGGGAAGCCUGCUGCCAAAUUCUUCUUGUUCUUCCACCAGUUCUACCCAUUCCUCACGGGCAGGGGUAGAGAGAUCCUUUGCUCCCAAUCUGAUCCCACUCUGUCGAACUGGAGAAGGAAGCAAUUCUGGAACGGACGAAACUUCCACCGGGCCCAUUUUAGUAACCCUACAGUUGAUGUCAAAGAACCCAGGAGACUCGUGACUUCUCUUGCAGAGGCAGUCUCGAGCCCUUGUAGCUUCCCUACUUUGUCUCUGAUUUUUGUGACCCUUUCCGGAGACAGGAACUCAUGGGCAGAUACAGUGUUUAUCACUGCUCCGAGGAAUACGAUCGUCUGAGAAGGAAUCAGGGAGCUUUUUUCCACGUUCAGAAGCCAACCGUGGUCUUGAAGGAUGUUCAUAGCCACCAACGUGUGAUGAGCUACUAUCCUUUGAGAUGGACCUAUGAUAAUGAUGUCGUCCAAGUAAUGGAAGAUCUCGAUACCUUUUUCCCUUAUGAAGGCCAUCAAAGUAACAAGAACUUUCAAAAAUGUUCUUGGCGCCAAGCUGAGGCAAAAAGGUAGUCCCCGCGGAACUGAAAGUGCCUUCCUAGCGCCCAGAACCUGAGAAACUGCGUAUGAUCUCGGUUUACAGGGAUUUGGUAGUAGGCGUCCCUCAAGUCUAUGGAGGUCAUCCAGUCUCCUCUUUUGAUGCUCUUCAAGAUGGUCUGUAAAGAUUCCAUUUUGAAUGUUCUUACAUCUAGCAUGGAGUUCACACCCUUCAAGUUCAAGAUGAGACGCCACUUUCCCUGGGGUUUUGGGGCCAAGAACACUGUGGAGUAAACCCCCAGGAAUCUUUCCUGUCUUGGAACUUCUUCCACCACUUCCUGUUCCAGGAGAGUAGAAAUGCAGGUCCUCAUGGCCCUUCGUUUGAUGCCUACAGACACCUUGGAUUUCUUGAAGAAAGCGGAUUUUGGGCAAGAGGAAAAUACUAUCCUGUAACCCUCUUUUAUGAUGGAUGUGAUCCACGCGUCCGUAAUAGUUUUGGCCCACACGGGGUAGAAGAACUUCAGUCUUCCUCCCACAGUCCCCGAACGGGCCUGAAGACCUUCAGAAGGUCUUCCCAGAAGUUCUAGCUCCUCUUCCUCUGGAAGCCUUAUUGGAAGAAAAGUGUGAGAAGGAUUUCCAUGAAGAAUUUCUGGAAUACUCCCUUCCUGGUUUAUAGCUUCUGCUGUCAAAAAAGGACCGAUCCUUGAAGCGCUUAGUCUUCCAGGAGGAGGGAAAGCUCUUUCUGCUUACUUUAGGUAAAAAUGCUUUUUUCCCCAUCAGCAGCUUUUUGAAUAGCCUCCUUCAGAAUCUUACCAAAUAGGAAAUCCCCUUGGAAGGGAAGGCCACACAAGGAUACCUUUGAGGCAUAGUCCGCUCCCCACGAAUGAAGCCCAUAAGGCCCUUCUAGAAGCCACAGACAAGGCAAUACUCUUGGCAAUCAUGCGAGUGAUGUCUACGGAGGCUUCUGAACAGAAUUCCGUGGCAAGUCUUAAGGCUCUCCAAGAGAUGUUCCCUACGGACACCCCGAUCAAUGUCCUCCUCCAAAUUAGCGAGCCACACUCUUAAGGCUCUGGAGAGAGUGGUCAGUGCCACUGCCGGAUGAAGGGCGGAGCCCAGGGCCAAGUAGGCUUUAAUCAAAUCUCCAUCCAUACGCUUUUCCAUAGGCUCCCUGAGAUAUGCCAUGGAGUCAAUAGGCAGCGUAGUUUUCUUUGCCAUAUGAAUUACAGCAGCGUCAAUCUUAGGAACUGAAUUCCAUAGGUAGCAGUCCACGGCAGAGAAAGGAUAAAUCCUUGUGAAUUUAUUUUUCAAGGUGGAUUUCAUUUCUGGCUUAUUCCAUUCUAGAAGGAUCAUGUCCCUGAUCGAGGAAUGCACUGGGAAGGUACGUCUAUUCGGUUUUAGGUCCUCAAAGAACCUGUCAGCCUCUCUCAAUUCAGACUUUUCUUCCGUGAGACUAAGAGUGUCUCUGAGAAGGGUAAUAAGUCUAUCAAUAGACUUUGAGUCAAGGGACCUGGAGGUAUAUUCAACUUCCUCCUCACCAUCAUCUGAGACCUCCCACACAUCAGGGUCUUCUCCAGAGCUGGAAGACUGAGGUUCCGCUCUGCGUCUCUUACUUGGACCACUAGACACCAUGGUAGACUUAAAGCCCUUAGCAAUAACUUGGGAAAUCCAGAGCUUAAGGUCGUCCUGUGGGGAACCCCUACUGGGGACAUCUGCCGCUUCCCUGCAAAGGUUCCUUCCAUGCGGAGCAGGUGACGAACAAUUAAUGCCUUUAUUGGUCUUUUCCCUUGAUUUCCUUGCUGGAGAAUCCAGAUGCUUGCUGGGGUUGAAAUAAAGCUAAAUAUGACAUAUUACAGGCUUAGUUUGGCACUCAUUUAACAACCCCCCCAUUAAAAAAUUAAUGGCUCACCUAUGUUUUCUAGAGAGAGGGAUCUUGCAGAGGCAGAGGGAGAAUCCAUACUACAAAGGAGAAUUAAAGGGAAUUCAAAACACAAUUCCCAAUAAAAAAGCCAGAGGCAAACUGACAAGCAAAAAACCCUCAAACAAGAAACACAGAAGAACUGGUAAUCCUACCUUGUAAUGACAGUAAAAACCUCCAGGCAGCCAAGAAAUAACAGCAAAGGACGAACUGCAGAAAAACCAGGACCGCAAUCGCCUUAACAGCUGAUGCAGUGCACAGGCAGAGUCUGUAUCAUCAAGUGUAUAUAUAGAGCCGGGGAAAACGUCCGGUCCGCGCAUGCGCAGACCGCUGGAAUGCACUGUAUGCGGUCCAAAUGCUCGCGGCCGAUGCAAAUCACUUCUGGGUUCAGCCGCGAUUACAAUAUCGACUGCUGGAACGCAUACCGCGUUCCAGCCAACAACGCUGGUACCCCCAGGAAGCCACAGUAAGUCGGCGAAGUGCCCCCACAGCUGCAGGAAACACACUGCCCGCCAAGAACCCAGGAGACACCCCAGGGAACCACCUGAAAACCAGACAAAGAAAAAAACACUACAGGUCUGUGCAGGGUCUCCCCAAAGGAGGACCCCCUAGUAUGGAUUCCAAAGAACUGCCAUCAAGGUAUGGGGGGGAUUAAAGACCCCAAUUACUAGGGGCAAUCCAAUAAUAAGGGGAAUUUUUAAGGAUAACCAACCCCAUUAAUAAACAGUGUCUCCCUCAGAACACCUUCCAUCUAAGUCCCACGCUGAAGUUCAGUACUUACACUGAACCUGACCCAGUUAGUCCUGCUCAUGCAGGCUGUUUACUGGAUCCUUCAAAUGAAGAGAGGCUGAACUUCAUUUGGAACGAACCCAUGACAAACACAGGAAGGUGGCCAUAAAAUAAAAUGUAAAAAGUCCUGUAGAACUUGCUAAGGACAGGAAAAAAGACUGAGUAAGGGGAGGAGGGACUCUUUAUACCCAUCAGUCGAAUUAAUCUAAUUAAUUCCUGUCCUGUGACUGCUAAGGGAGGCAUGAUUAGCUAGGAAAGUGAGUAUUUUUCCAACCAACAAAUUUGAAUUCACUGGUCAUUUGCACCAAAACUGUGAACCCCCAAAUAAUCAAUGGAUCUACAGAGACAUUCCAAAACAGUUGAAUUUGAAAAAUGAUCCAAGUCCGCUGCUUUGAGCCCAGAUAUCGUGGUCUUAAAUGGACACUGUAGGCACCCAGACCACUUCAGCUCAUUGAAGGGGUUUGGGUGCUGUGUCCCUUUUGCACCUCAUGCUGCAAUGUAAAAUGUUUCCAUUGCAGCACUAAAUCUGCCCUCAGUGGCUGUCUAACAGGCAGCCACUGGGUGCGCUUCCAGAAUACAAACGGACUUUUGGUCCGUUAUAUGACGCUGGAAGUCCUCACGCUCUGCAUGAGGACCUCCAGAGUUCGAUUUUCCUCAUAGUAAAGCAUUGGUUAAAUGCUUUCCAAAGGGGAGGUCUAAUGCAUGCGCAUUAGACCCCGCUCGUCAUGAGACAUUGGCACUGGGAUAAGGUAAGCAAAUAAAGGGUCUUUAACACUUUAUUUACCAUGGGGGGAGGCAGAGGAAUCAGUAGUGCCAGGAAUAUAGUAUCCCUUUAAAUUUGAAAUCACUUAGAAUUUAAGUUUGAAAUUGUCAGGCUUAGUGCGUAACUCUGUGUGAAUUUCAAAUAUUUAUCUUGCAAUAUUGUUUUACCUCAGGUGAAGAGGCGCUCCAUGAAUACCUCAGAACAAAGGCCGUCACAGUGGAAUAUUAAUGUGAAUCACUACCCAGGCUGUCUAUCUGGGACUUUUCAUCGAUGCCCAGUAUUACAGAAAACUACUACACCCACGCAGAGGUGCAUACGCACAAUUUGUACAAGCUAAAAUUUACCUGGACAGAAACAUUAAAUGGAAACCAAUAAAUGGAGUAAAUGUAUUUAGAUUUGAGGCAAAGAUAUAGCAGAACAGGUCUGGUCACUUAUUUCCUCCCUGUCAAAGGAAAUCAUGAAAAAUUAGUAGAAACUGCAUUGCAAUAUUUGUUGUUCUGCAGGUAUAGUGUGGGGCUUGUGAAAGUAAUUUAACUUACUUCGUAGGUAUAUCAUGCAACACAUAACCGUUACAAUUGGAUUUUCAGAUCAGAUAGAUCUAGCUACUUCGUCCUCAUAACACCCUUGAGAGUCAAGCCAUCGACAAUAAAAUAAAAAUCUCCCUGACGAUUUGUCUGUUACCGGCAUUGGACAUACCUCUCUACCUUAUAUCUUCUGCCUGAAAGAUCAUCUAAAGGUUUUGGUGGAAAAGGAGUCAACACACUCUUCAUAUUGACAUUACAUUGAAAAUAAUUAUUCCCUAGUAUAAAAACGAGAUGGCACGCAGAUAUGCGGCCUUUGUUAAAUCAUCUUACUUCCAAGGUUUGCAAUAAAACAUGCACAAACAAGGGUUCUUGGUAGGAGGAGACUCAAUGCAAAAGGUUUGGGUGGUUUUUAAGCUUCCAUUUCUAGACUUUCUACAUCAUAAAAUGCAUUUUAAGAUUAAAAUUAUGUGUAAUGAAAAUUAAAAACCAGUGGAGUGCUUAUUUCUCUUUAAAGUGCAAAUUAUCUAUGCAUACCAGUGCACAAUAUAGUGACACUUAACUUUGUAUUCCAAUUUGAAAUACGUCAGUCUUUUUAUCUUUAAAUACAUAUAAAGUGCAUGUAGUGUAAAACCUUAAACAACCACAAAUGAGUGCUAAUGGAACACUCACAUGAUAUAGAGCUAUGGAACCUAGCUCUCGUGUGAAGGGCCCGUUGGUUCGUUAUGGGUGACCACGCCCCUCUUCAGUGAAGUAGCUUCAAUUAUUCUCAGAGUUUCUCAGGAUAAGGAAGAUAGGCAAUAUAGUGAAGUUCGACUUGACAGAAAUUAAAAGGUGCUUGUACUUAUAUUACAAGUGUAGAGCAUGUAACCUUGCUCCGUAAAAAGCCGUAGCAUAGUUUGGGACUACGGUCCCUUCUAUAUGAAUGCAGGAAUCCAGAAUGGUAUUGUAAAAACAAUAAAAGUAAAGAUACACCAGAAAAUGUUAGAAACGCGUUUUGCAGUUUUCCUGCCUUUUUCAGUCUGCUGAUGUGGCUCCUAAAACUAUGUACCUGGAAUAGCUGACUCACACCGACUUUAUUUGAUGAUUGUUAAUAUUUUUAAUUCACAGUAUGUGAUUAGCAACAAGCCUUAUGUCUGUUUAUCUGUCCUUAAUUAAUCAAUUAACCAUGAAUAACUAUUCAUCCUUAUUUGAAAUAUUGCAAGGUAUAAUGUUUUACAGCCUAUACACCACUCCAUGUCUAAUAAUUCUACAAAACAAGUUCAUAAGUCAGAACAAAUAUGAAUUUUGUAAUAUAUUAAUAAAAAUGGUUUAAUACCCUGCUCAUUGGUAAGGAAUAUGCUGGUAUUUUGGGAUUGUAGACUACCCCGCUGUUAUUACAAAAGAAAUGCAGGAUACAAAUAGAAGAGAAUAUAACAAAGCAGUAAACGCAUGAUUCCAAGGCAUUAAAUAACUAGUGUUCCUAUAAUUUUAACUUUUUUUUAUUUUUAGAAACUGCAACGUUUACUUUGAAAAGUUAGAUCCACCUCUAGCAGCUGUCUACCUUAGAGCCAAUACUCUACAGACUCUGCUAUGACAUGGAAACUUGCAUGCAAACCAGGUCCACAAUGCUCCUGGGGAGUAUUGGAUUGGCCAUCAGUAGAGGAGGCAAUGCCUCAACGUUGAGAGGAGAGGUGAGCAGUGCUGAGGAAGUCUCCGCACUGGAAUAAGAGGGGUAAAUCCCUGUACUUUACUAUUUUUUAUGAAAAAAUCCCUGUACUCACACCUAGAGACAGGGCCACUACAACUUUCGCAAUACAGGUAUGUAUUUCGAAUGCAAAUCCAAAUAGGCCCCACUGAGAUUACCUAGAAAGUGAAGCAAGGAAACUGGUAAAUUUAGCUAUGGUUGGGGCCAUAAUGCCAGACAUUAAAGGAUAGAGCAAUAACAUUUUCUGGAUAGGAAAAUCUGUCUUUUUUGAAGUUAAACCAUGAGAGAGCAGAGGUACUAAAUGUGUGUUGACAAGUUGACAGCACCCACAGCAUGAUCCCACCAUAAUCACUGCAACAACAUUAGAGUACUCAUUUAAAUUGAGGUUCUUGUGUAAUACAGAGGGUGGAGGGAAAAUUAGCCUUAAGACAAAUACAUAGCUAACCAAUUACUUAUUGAGGAGUUUGUUAGUGGUUUUGGUCUCCGAGCUGCAGCAUAUUUAUUCAAAGACCCAUGCAACAGUAGGAAAUAAUCUGUACUUUUAUAUUUUUUUCCAAGAAUAAUAAAAGCAGACAGUUUUACUUUAAAGGGACAAUCUAAGCACCAAAACAACCUUUUCUGAAUAAAGUGGCAUAUAGCUAUUACCAUUGCCGUCUCACUGCUCAAUUCUUUGCCAUUUAGGAUAUAAAUCACUUUGUUCAUGCAACCCUAGCCACACCUCCCCUGGGUGAGACACACACAGCCUCCCUAAACACUUCCUGUGAAAUAGAUCUAAUUUACAAAUUUAUUUUCUGUGUUUGAUUAAAGCAGUUACCAUUAAAUGUAAACAUACUGUGCUGUCACAUCUGAUUGAAAAUGAAAAACAUUUAAAAAAAAUUAAAAAAAAUAAAUUCAUGUUGGAAGUGUAAAAGUGGCUUGGGCUGUAUAAACAGAAACAAACAUGAUUAAACGUCUAAAUGGCAGAUAACUGAGCAGUGAGGCUGCAGAGGCAUAAUCUAUACACAAACUGCUUCAUUAAGCUAAAGAUAUAUUGAUGCCUACAGUAUCCUUUUGAGGCUUACACAUUUAUUUUUUAAUAACAUGUACCUUGAUGAACUUUUCAAGGCUUCUUACAAGAUAAUGUAUCACCGUCUAAAAUUUGUUUUUUUCCCCAAGCAUCUUUCUAGAUACCAGGCAUACUGAACUGUUACACUUUGUACAUAUCUAGUAUAAAAAUCAUUAAUGUAUAUAUAAAUGCCCAAACACCUUUGUUGAACGAGGUGUGAACUUUAAUAACUUUUUUUUAAAUAUACUUUUAUAAAAAGCAUGCAGAGAUCUCUGUCCCCAAAUGACAAUACCUUGAAAAACAAAACUUUUAAGUACAAAUUGUAGAAAGAUUAUUACAGUAAUUUCAGAAUAUUGGAACAAUAUGAGAUCCCCCUUACAUGUUUCCUCUAGUUCUCUCUAUGUAGUUAUUGAAUUAUUCUGUCUUCCAAACUGGACCAUUCGCCAACAAAUUCAUAUUCUGCUACACUGGGAUUGCAAAUUAGCCACUGUGAACUGCAGAAUUCUGUUACAGUAAUGGAGCGGAUGUGCUCCUGUACAGUAAGUAAGCCUGAUGAGCAGAACUUUAAAUCAGUUUUCCAAGACUUCAAUGUUGCCCUUUUUCACUUUUUUUGUUAAUCUGAUGUUCUCUUCAGUCACUUCUUCAGAGACAUCACUGUCUGAGCUGCUCGCCGCCUCUCCAUCGCUGGUAUCAGAAUCAUCAAGUUCUACUACUGAUACAUUCUGUAAAAUAAAGACAUACUUUAAUUACACUUCUCU
Pelobates cultripes (western spadefoot toad) is the source of this 69551-nucleotide messenger RNA. Lineage: Eukaryota; Metazoa; Chordata; Amphibia; Anura; Pelobatidae. The record is from the annotation of a GenBank genome assembly.